This is a messenger RNA of Plectropomus leopardus (leopard coralgrouper), 88264 nucleotides long. Lineage: Eukaryota; Metazoa; Chordata; Actinopteri; Perciformes; Serranidae. The record is from RefSeq and is a predicted model, not a curated record.
AAACUACAGCGCUCACUGUAGUUUUGUUUUUCAGAGCGGGUUCCUCGGAGGCUCAACGUUUCUCCUUCUGGAUUCUGUCGCUAAACUUUCUGGAUAAAGAGACUUUUGAUUCCUGAAGCCCGCCCCCCCGGGCCGCCCAGGCAUCCUUGUGCACACAAGGUGCCGACCAACAUGUCAACACAGGCGCCGACGUUCACGCAGCCGCUGCAGAGCGUCGUGGCAUUAGAGGGUAGUGCCGCGACGUUCGAGGCUCAAGUUAGUGGUUCUCCAGUUCCUGAGGUGAGCUGGUUCCGUGAUGGCCAGGUUCUUUCCGCCGCCGCUUUGCCCGGCGUUCAGAUCUCGUUCAGCGACGGCCGCGCUGUUCUGAGGAUCCCCGCCGUGACCGCCGCACACAGCGGGAGAUUUUCUGUUAGAGCCACCAAUGGCGCUGGACAAGCCACGAGUACCGCCGAACUCCUCGUAACAGCCGAGACGGCGCCUCCAAACUUCCUCCAGAGACUUCAGAGCUCCUCGGUGAGACAGGGCAGCCAGGUGAGGCUGGACGUCCGAGUCUCAGGUAUCCCCACACCUGUGGUGAAGUUCUACAGAGAGGGAGCCGAGAUCCAGAGCUCGGCCGACUUCAGGAUCCUCCAGGAGGGGGACCUGUACAGUCUGCUGAUCGCCGAGGCCUUCCCAGAGGAUUCUGGGACAUAUUCUGUGACCGCCACCAACAGCAGCGGACGAGCCACCUCCACCGCCGAGCUGCUCGUUCAGGGUGAAGAAGCUGUACCUACCAAGAAAACUAAGACGAUUGUUUCCACAUCUCAGAUGGCCGCUUCCCAGACCAGAGUGCAGAGGAGUGUGGAGGCCAGUUUCCAGGCCACCACCAUGAUGGAGAUGCACGUAGAAGGAGGAAUGAUGACUCAGCAGUUGGCUCACAAAACUCCGCCUCGGGUUCCCCCAAAACCGACCUCCAAGUCCCCGCCGUCCUUCAUCUCCAAGGUGGCGGGAGGACGCCAGCAGUCGCCUUCGCCUGUCAGACACGUGAAGGGACCGGCGCCCGCACCUGUCAGACCCGUCUCCCCCUCCAGCAGACUGUCCGUCUCUCCCAUCAGACCCGUCAAGUCUCCCAUCAUGUCCAGGAAACAGGUCGUGGCCUCUGCAGAGGUCCUGCCGCCCUGGAAGCAGGGAGACUACAUUGCUGAGUCCAGCUACUCCACCAUGACCAGCAUGACCGGUGUGAGCAGUGCCGCCCAGCUGCACAUGGAGAAGCACUGGGAGCAGCAGGUCAGCACCAGCAGAGAGGAGGCGGUGGCCGUUCCUACCAGAGCUGAGGAGCCCGUUGUCCCGCCCACUCUGAUCGCUGGCCUGAAGAACGUGACGGUGACGGAGGGCGAGUCGGUGACCCUGGAGUGUCAGAUCAGCGGUCACCCCGCCCCCACCAUCAUGUGGUUCAGAGAGGACUACAAGAUCGAGAGCUCCAUCGACUUCCAGAUCACCUACAUCAGCGGCUUCGCCCGGCUGGUGAUCCGCGAGGCAUUCGCCGAAGACAGCGGCCGCUUCACCUGCACCGCCACCAGCGAGGCAGGCACCGUCAGCACCUCCUGCUACCUGCUCGUCAAAGUGUCAGAGGAGAUCGAGAGCAGAGAGGAAACCACCGUCACAGAAGCUGGGAUCACUCAACAGAAAACCAUUGCCGUGGAGACGAAGGAACAGGUGGUGACGGAGGUGAGCACCGGAGAGUUCGCUGCUCCCUUCUUCAUCAAGAAACCGACCGUCCAGAAGCUGGUGGAGGGAGGAGGCGUGGUGUUCGAGUGCCAGGUCGGAGGAAACCCCAAACCGCACGUCAUCUGGAAGAAGAGCGGCGUGCCGCUCACCACCGGAUACAGAUACAAAGUCGCCUACAACAAGGAGACCGGAGAAUGCAAACUGGAGAUCUCCAUGACCUUCGCUGACGAUGCUGGAGAAUACGCCAUAUUCUUAAAGAAUCCACACGGAGAAGCCUCAGCCUCCGCCGGCCUGCUGGAGGAAGAGCAAUAUGAAGCCUACAUGAAGCAACAUGACGUGACGUAUAAAACUGAAGUGACGACGACGGUGGUUCAGGAGCCCUCUGUGGUCGUGAAUCAGUACGAGCUGGAGCAGAGGAGGGUGACCACCCCCAUGAGCUUUGUCUCAGAAACGGAGUUUCUGAUUUCAGCCUUUGAAGAGCGGAUCAUCCAGGAGAUCGAGCUACGUAUUAUGAUGAUCACCUAUACUGAGCUGGUGACGGAGGACGGAGAGAUGAUGGUGACUGUAGCAGAAGAGGAGGCAGUGCAGCCGGUCUUCGACACGCCGGUCAAAAACUACAGGAUCAUGGAUGGAAUGGGCGUCACUUUCCACUGCAAGAUGGGUGGAAACCCUCUGCCAAAGAUUGCUUGGUACAAAGACGGGCAGCGCAUCAGGCCUGGCGGCCGUUACCAGAUGGAGGUCCUCCAGGAUGGGCGCGCCAGCCUCCGUAUUCCUGUGGUGCUACCAGAGGACGAGGGCGUGUACACCGCCUUCGUUUCCAACAUGAAGGGAAAUGCCGUCAGCUCUGGGAAGCUCUAUGUAGAGCCGUCCGGAACAGUAACACCUCAGAGAUACACCCCUCAGCCAGCCAUGCAGAGGAUCAGGUCCACAUCUCCUCGCUCUUUGAGCCGCUCACCUGGACGCUCUUCCAGCCGUUCUCCAGGACGCUCUCCGGCCCGCCGCCUCGACGAUACAGAUGAGGCUCAGCUGGAAAGACUCUACAAACCCGUCUUUGUCAUGAAGCCUUCUUCUAUAAAAUGCUCCGAAGGGCAAACUGCCAGAUUUGACUUAAAGGUUGUCGGCAGACCGAUGCCCGACACUUACUGGUUCCACAAUGGACAACAAGUGGUCAAUGACUACACACACAAGAUAGUGAUCAAAGAGGAUGGUAUCCAGUCCCUGAUCAUCGUCCCAGCCAUGCCCAAAGACUCCGGAGAGUGGACAGUUGUCGCUCAGAACAGAGCUGGACGGACUUCUGUCUCUGUAUCACUUAAUGUUGAUGCUCGAGAAAGCCUGGCACGCCCUCAGUUUGUUGAGAAGCUGAAGAACAUCACUGUGAAGCAGGGCACUCUGGUUGAAUUGGCUGUCAGAGCCAUCGGCAACCCCCUGCCCGACAUUGUCUGGCUGAAAAACAGUGACAUUAUCACCCCACAAAAGCACCCACAUAUCAAGAUUGAAGGGACUAAAGGAGAGGCCAAAUUCCAGAUCCCAUCCUCUUCAAGCACAGACAGUGCCUGGUACACCGCUACAGCCAUCAACAAGGCUGGCAGGGACACCACUCGCUGCAGAGUCAAUGUUGAAGUGGACUUCGCUGCCCCUCAGGCUGAGAGGAAGCUCAUUAUCACCAAAGGAACCUACAAGGCCAAAGAGAUCGCUGCUCCGGAGCUGGAGCCUCUUCACCUGCGAUAUGGUCAAGAGCAGUGGGAGGAGGGCGACCUCUUCGACAAAGAGAAGCAACAGAAACCUCAGUUCAAGAAGAAGCUGACGUCUAUCAGAAUGAAGCGCUUCGGUCCAGCUCAUUUUGAGUGCAGACUGACCCCUAUCGGUGACCCCAACAUGGUGGUGGAGUGGCUGCAUGACGGCAAACCCCUGGAAGCUGCCAACAGGUUGCGCAUGGUCAAUGAAUUUGGUUACUGCAGUCUGGACUAUGAAGUUGCUUAUGCCAGAGAUAGCGGCGUUAUCACCUGCAGAGCCUCGAACAAGUUUGGAGUCGACCAGACCUCGGCCACCUUGAUUGUCAAGGAUGAGAAGGGCCUUGUUGAGGAAACACAGCUUCCUGAAGGCAGGAAGGGAGCACACAGAAUGGACGAGAUCGAGCGCAUAGCUCACGAGGGAGGACCUGCAGGAGUCACCACCGACGACGAAUAUGAGAAGAGCAAACCUGAGAUUGUGCUUCUCCCUGAACCGGCCAGAGUGGUGGAAGGCGACAUUGCUCGAUUCCGCUGCAGAGUGACUGGUUAUCCUGCACCAAAGGUUAACUGGUACCUCAACGGACAACUCAUCCGCAAGAGCAAGAGAUACAGACUUCGCUAUGAUGGUAUUUAUUACUUGGAGAUUGUUGACAUCAAGUCCUAUGACUCAGGAGAGGUAAGGGUGGUUGCAGACAAUCCUCUGGGCACAACUGAGCACACUGUGAAGCUGGAGAUUCAACAGAAGGAGGACUUUAGAUCUGUCCUUCGCCGUGCUCCAGAGCAGAGGGCUGCCGAGCCUUCACACGACCCUGGCAGAGUUGGAUUUGACAUUGUGAAGGCAGAUCGAGCUGCUGAGGCCACACAGGACAGGGAAGUUGUUAAGCUGCGAAAGGCACAGAGAAUUGUUCAUGAGAAAACCUCAGAGGAGUCAGACGAAUUGAAGAGCAAGUUCAAGCGCAGGACAGAGGAAGGUUUCUACGAGUCUAUCUCUGCUGUGGAGUUCAAAUCUCGCAAGAGGGACGACUCCUAUGAGGAUCUGCUGAAGAAGACCAAGGAGGAGCUGCUUCAUCACCUGAAAGAGAAAGAGGAAGCUGAGAGGAAGAAGAUGGAGGAACAGGGCCAGAUCACCAUCCCCACAAUCAAACCUGAGAGGGUCCAGCUCUCUCCCAGCAUGGAAGCCCCCAAGAUCCUGGAACGCAUUACAAGCAAGACCGCUGCUCCGAUGGACGAGGUCCGUUUCAGACUCAGAGUGGUCGGCAGACCAGAACCUGAGUGCCAGUGGUUCAAGAAUGGCAUCCUUGUGGAGAAGACUGACCGCAUUUACUGGUACUGGCCUGAGGAUCAUGUUUGUGAGCUGGUGAUCAGAGAUGUCACUGCAGAAGACUCCGCCAGCAUCAUGGUCAAAGCCAUGAACAUUGCUGGGGAGGCCUCCAGUCACGCCUUCCUGCUUGUGCAAGCCAAGGCAGCAGUAAACUUUACCCAGAACCUGGAGGAUGUCAGUGCGAAUGAAAAGGACACCAUGGUGACCUUUGAGUGUGAAACCAACGAACCUUUCAUCAAAGUCAAAUGGUUCAAGAAUGACAUAGAGAUCUUCUCUGGAGACAAAUACAGAAUGCACUCAGACAGAAAGGUCCACUUCCUGUCUGUCCUGGUGAUUGAAAUGAGGGACGAUGCUGAAUACUCUUGUGUGGUUGUAGAUGAUGAGAGCAUCAGGACGAGCGCGAGGCUCUACGUAGAAGGCGCUCCCCUGGAGCUCGUAAAGCACAUGGAGAACAUCGAGGUGCCAGAGACCUACACUGGAGAGUUUGAGGUUGAACUGUCCCGGGAGGACGCUGAGGGCAGCUGGUUCUUUGGAGACAAGGAGCUCUCGCCCAGCAACAAAUACAUCAUGUCCUCCCGCAGAGGAAGACAAACCCUGUCUGUCAAGGAUGUCAGGAAGGUAGACCAGGGCAAAUAUACCUUUGUCUGUGGAGAUCUGAGGACUAGUGCCUCACUAAAGAUGAAAGUACGCCCAGUGACCUUGAUGCAGCCCUUGACUGACCUCAUUGUGUGUGAGGGUGACAUCGCUCAGCUGGAGGUCAAGUUCUCCCAAGAGAACGUUGAGGGAACCUGGAUGAAAAACGGUCAGGCCAUCUCUGCCUCGGACCGCGUCCACAUCGUAAUUGACAAACAAGUUCACAAGCUGCUGGUGGAGAACGUCAGCAGAGACGAUGCUGCUUCCUACUCUUUCGUGGUUCCUGCCCAAGACAUCUCCACCUCGGGCAAACUCCACGUUCAAACCAUUGACAUUGUGGUGCCACUGAAGGAUGUGUCCGCCAUCGAAGGCACUAAGGCUGUUCUGGAGGCCAAGAUCUCCGCUCAGGACGUCAGCUCGGUCAAAUGGUACCACAACGACAAACUGCUGAUGCCCAGUGACCGAAUCCAGAUGGUGCCAAAGGGAUCCAAGCAGCGCCUGGUCUUCACCAGGACCUUUGCCUCUGAUGAGGGGCGCUACAAACUGGUGGUCGGCAAGGUCGACACCACCUGCAACCUGUCUGUCGAGAAGGUUCACAUUGUGAAGCACAUGGAGGACAAAGUGUGCUCGGAGUCCCAGAACGUCACCUUCAACGUUGAAGUUUCUCACCCCGGUAUCGACCCUUGCUGGACUUUCAAGAACCAGCAGCUCAAACCUGGACCCAAAUACAAGAUGGAAACCAAGGGCAAGGCUCACUCUCUGACGGUCAGUGACACCAUGAAGGACGAGGAGGGCCAGUACAUGUUCCACGCUGGUGAAAAGACAUCCAGCGCCAAGCUGACUGUCUCCGGUGGUGCCAUCACUCGGCCCCUGCAGGACGUGACGGUGGCGGAGUCUCAGUCCGCCGUGCUGGAGUGCGAAGUCGCCAACGCCAACGCUGAGGGCAAGUGGCUGAAGGACGGUCACCACGUCAACUUCAGUGACAACGUGGUGAGCGAGAUGGAUGGCGCCGUCAGACGCCUCGUCAUCAUCAUCACCAGACCGCAGGAUGUCGGAGAGUACACCUACCAGGUGGCCAACUCCAAGACCACCGCCAACCUCAGGGUGGAGGCCGUGAAGAUCAAGAAAACUCUGAAGAACCAGACGGUGACGGAGACCCAGGAGGCCACGUUCACGCUGGAGCUCACCCACCCCGAUGUCAAAGGAUCCCAGUGGAUCAAGAACGGUGUGGAGCUGCAGAACAGCGACAAGUACGAAAUCACCUCAGACGGCAUGGUGCAGACUCUGAAAGUGAAGAAGUGCAACACGCACGACGAGUCUGUUUACUCCUUCAAACUGGGAAAACUGUCCGCCAACGCCAGACUCAACGUGGAGACCAUCAAAAUCGUGAAGAAGAUAAAGGACGUGAAGUCACUGCUGGACAGCACCGCCUCCUUCGAGCUGAGCCUGUCACACGACAACAUCCCCGUCAGGUGGAUGUUUAACGGCGUGGAGCUCAAGCCGAGCGACACGUGUAAGAUCCUGUCAGAGCGCAAAGGUCACAAGCUGAUCCUGCAGAACGUCGACAGCAGCAACGCGGGAGAGUACACGGCCGUGGUCGGACACCUGCAGUGCAGCGCCACGCUCACUGUGGAGGCCCUGCGAGUCACUAAACCCCUGAAGAACGUGGAGGUCCCCGAGACGCAGGUGGCCACGUUCGAGUGUGAGGUUUCUCACUUCAACGUGCCGUCCACGUGGCUGAAGGACGGCGUGGAGAUCGAGAUGAGCGAGAAGUUCAGGAUCGUGGUUCAGGGCAAACUGCACCAGCUGAAGAUCAUGAACACCAGCAGGGACGACUCGGCCGAGUACACCUUCGUCUGCGGGAACGACCGAGUCUCCGCUACGCUCACCGUUAGCCCGGUGAUGAUCACAUCCAUGCUGAAGGACCUGAACGCUCAGGAGAGAGACACCAUCACCUUCGAGGUCACCGUCAACUAUGAGGGCAUCACCUACAAGUGGCUGAAGAACGGCGUGGAGGUCAAGUCGUCCGACAGGUGUCAGGUCCGCAGCCGGCAGCUCACGCACUCGCUCACCAUCCGCAACGUCCACUUUGGGGACGGAGGGGAGUACCAGUUCGUGGCCGGCUCCGCCGCCACCGCUGCCAACCUGUUCGUGGAAGCUCGUGUGAUUGAAUUCACCAAGAAGAUUAAGGACAUCAGGAUCACAGAGAAGAAGAAGGCGAUCUUUGAGUGCGAGGUGUCCGAGCCGAACAUCCAGGUGAUGUGGAUGAAGGACGGUCAGGAGCUGGACAUGUCCGAGGAGAGGUUCGUUGUGACGGCAGAGAAGUUCGUCCACCGUCUCAUGGUGCAGACGGUCCGUAUGACCGACGCCGGAGAGUACGCCGUGGUGGCCGGAUCCAGCGUGUCCAAGGCUCAGCUGAUCGUGGAGGGCCGGGACAUCCGCAUCUCCGAGCUUGCAGAGCGUGAAAUCACAGUUCUGGAGAAACACAGAGCGACCUUCGAGUUCGAGGUGAACGAGGACGACGUGGAGGGCCGCUGGCUGAAGAACGGCGUGGAGAUCCACUUCUCCGUGGAGGAGCGCUUCAACUACGUCACCAUCAGGAAGCUGCACCGCCUCACCAUCUCCGAGACCUACAGGAGCGACGCCGGCGAGUACACCUUCAUCGCCGGCAAGAACCGGAGCACCGUGCACCUGCGGGUCAACCUCCCGGAGCCUCCUCAGAUCCUCCGCCACAUGGAGCCGCAGUCGGUGGAGGCCGGUAAGCCCGCCCGCUUCUCGGUGCAGGUGAGCGGCGUCCCGGCGCCGCAGGUCUUCUGGUACAAGAACUCCCAGGCGCUGUCCCCGGGCUUCAAGUGCAAGUUCCUGCACGACGGCAACGAGCACUCGCUGCUGCUGAUCGAGGUAUUCCCCGAGGACGCCGCCGUCUACAACUGCGAGGCCAAGAACGACUACGGCGCCGCCACCAGCACCGCCCAGCUCAACGUGGAGGUGUCGGAGGUGGUGUCUCCAGACUCGGCUGCGACCGUCGCUCCUCCUGUGGUCAUCUCGCCCAUCGCCAGCACCUCCACCCGCGAGGGAGAGCCGGCGCGCUUCCAGUGCAGAGUCCGCGGAGACGAUGUGAAGAUCAGCUGGUUCUGCGGCGAGAAGGAGAUCAAGCAGUCGGUGUUCUUCAGGAUGUCUCAGUUUGACGACAGCUGUCAGCUGGAGAUCUCCAGGGUCUACCCCGAGGACCAGGGCGAGUACACCUGCGUGGCCACCAACAGCGCUGGGCAGGUGUCCUGCUCCGCCACGCUCACUUUGGACGUGACUCGAGUGAGAGAGGAGAUUGAAGCCAAGAUCGAGCAGGAGGUCAAAGUGCCACCGGUCUUUAGGCAAAAGAUCACACCUCUGGAGAUCAACAUUGGCGGACAGGCCAAGUUCGAAUGUGAAACUGAGGAUGCUCCGGGUGUGACCUUCAAAUGGUACAAGUCCGGCAUUGAGAUCAAGCAAAGCGAGAAGUACAGGAUCAUCAGUCGCCACACCAGUUCCUCCCUGGAGCUCCUGAACCCAGCCAAAGCUGACAGCAGUGAAUAUACCUGCAAGGCUUCAAACCAGCACGGCACUGACAGCUGCACAGCCUCACUCAUCGUAACUGAAAUGUACCCGCCGGUAUUUGUAUCAAAACCAGACCCAAUGACUUUAUAUGUGGGAAAACAAGCUGUGUUCCAGUGCUCGCUCACUGGAUCCUCGCCCAUGGAAGUUGUCUGGCACAAGGACAACAUAGCCAUCUCCUCCGAGGGGAACUAUGUCAUGAAAUGUGAAAAGAACAAGUAUUCACUUUACAUUAAAAGUCUUGAGCUGACUGACCAGGGAGUGUACCUGUGCAAGGCCUCCAACAGUGUUGGCACUGCUACCUUUACCACAGAACUCAGGGUCAUCAGCAAACCCAGCUUUGUUAAAACCAUUGAGCCAGCGUCAGCUGCUGUCAAUGACCCGCUGAGGCUGGAAUGCCAGGUGGACGAGGACACUGGUGUGACCGUCACCUGGACCAGAGAUGGCAAAAAGGUCCACCAGAGCAUGGAUUGUAGAGUGUCCUUUGAGGACAAGGUGGCCGUUGUUGAGAUUCCCAAGUCCAAACUGAAGGACUCUGGGAAAUAUGUGUGCACAGCCUCAAAUGAGGCUGGGAGCUCAUCCUGUGAGGCUGUGAUAACAGUUCAAGAGCCCCCUACCUUUGUUAAGAAACUGGAACCUAAGAUUACAUGGAAACAAGGUAUAGCUGCACGCUUACAGUGCACCGUUAAAGGAUCCCCUGAACUUCACAUCCACUGGUUCUGGAAUGAGAGGGAGCUUGCUGAUGGUGAAAAAUAUAAAAUCUCUUUCAAGAGUGGAGUUGCCUCUUUGGAGAUAAUGAACCUUAUGGUCACAGACAGUGGGCGUUACACAUGUGAGGUGUCGAAUAAUGCCGGUAGUGACAGCUGCAACUCCGUUAUAGCUGUUAAAGAGCCACCAUCCAUUAGAAAAGAGCUGCACACAGUCGAGGCGGUGAAGGGAGCAGCAACCCAUCUGGAGUGUGAGGUCACAGGAACAGCUCCUUUUGAAAUUAGCUGGUUAAAAAAUAAGAAAGCCAUCUCCAGUGAUCAGAAAUAUAAAAUAAUUUCCCAAGAUUCCUUGUCAAGGCUGGAGAUCCAGACUUUUGAAAGUGCAGAUGUAGGAGAUUAUCAGUGUGUCAUCUCCAACGAUGUGGGGAAAGUUACCACUAAGGCCAUGGCUAAACUUAAAGAGCCACCAUCUUUCUCAAAGAGGCUUGAGAGUGCUACAGCAGUGUUGGGAAAUACAGUAAAACUUCAGGGGACCAUCAAGGGCUCGGCUCCCAUCACUGUUAAAUGGAUGAAAGACUCUGAAAUACUGAGAGAUGACGAUUCAAAUAUCAAAAUUGUGUUUGAGAACAACGUUGCUAGCUUGUCGAUAACGACGGUGGCCAUCAGCCAUGGCGGCAAGUAUUUGUGCCAAGCUGAGAAUGAGGCUGGCCAACAGAAAUGUGAAGCUACCUUGAGUGUGCAAGAACCUGCCAGAAUUGUAGAACCUGCAGAGUCCAUUAGUGUGACUGCAGGAGAUUCAGCCACGUUGGAGUGCACAAUUUCUGGAAGCCCAGAGCUCAAAGUGAAGUGGUUUAAAGAUGGAAAGGAGAUGAUCAGUGGCCGUAAAUAUAAGAUGACUCUGAAGGACAAUGUUGCUUCCAUGAAGAUUCUUUCGACAGAAAGAGGAGACACUUCAGAGUACAGGAUGGAGGUGUCGAAUAAAGUCGGGAAAGCAGAGUGCACAUGCUCAGUCACAGUCUUAGAUCGGAUAAUGCCUCCAACUUUCACCAAGUCCCUGAAAAGAGUUGAUGGUAACAUUGGUAAUGACGUCUCCAUGGAUUGUAAAGUGUCAGGGUCCCAACCCAUGAAUAUAGCUUGGUUCAAAGAUGACCGGGAAAUCACGCCUGGAUCCAAAUUCCAGCCUGAAUUCAAAGACAGCUCUGCUACACUGAGAAUUAUUCGGCUGGAAAAGGCCGACUCUGGAGUUUACAAAUGCAGAGCCACCAAUUCAGCCGGCUUUAAGGAAACCAGCGGCACGCUCUAUGUUAAAGAGCCCCCAGUGUUCACAGUGAAACCAGACAGCCAGGACGUUAUUCCAGGAACCACAGUUUCCUUCAAAACAGCCUUCACUGGAACAGCUCCUUUAGCUGUGAAGUGGUUCAGAGAGGAAAAUGAGAUUAUAACUGGAGGCUCAUAUUUCAUUAAGAAAGAUGCCUCUUCAAGCUAUUUGGAGAUUCACUCAGUGAAACCCAGUGACUCCGCAAAAUACACGUGUCAAGUGUCCAAUGAUGCUGGGAAGGUGGACUGCACUCCAGUCCUCUUUGUGAAAGAACCUCCCGUGUUUGUAAGGAAGCUUGAGGCGACCAAGCUCGUCACCAGUGGCGACUCCGCCAAGCUGGAGUGCAAAGUGACGGGCAGUCCCGUCAUCAGUUUUAAAUGGUUAAAGGAUGCGAUGGAGAUCAGCAGCGGUCCAAAAUACAAAAUGUCAGUGACUGACUUAGUGGCGUCUCUGGAAAUAGUUAAAUGUGCCGUGGAGGAUAGUGGAGAUUAUGUCUGUGUGGCGUCCAGCGAGGCUGGUAGUGACCGCUGCAGCAGCACAGUUACAGUCAAAGAGCCGCCAUUGUUUGUGCGUAGCUUGGAGCCCAAAGAUGUGGUGAAAGGUUCUGAGAUGAUGCUGGAGGGUCAAGUCUCUGGUUCUGCCCCCUUCAGUGUGUCUUUUUAUAAAGACACAAAGCUGAUUAGGAAUGACAAGAGACACAGGAUCACUGUUAAAGACGACCUGAUAGCCCUGCAGGUGCUGCUGGUAGAGGCAGCAGAUGUCGGUUUGUACCAGUGUACUGUUGAGAAUGAAGUGGGGAGGGCUUCCUGUGAUUGUCAGGUGACACUCAAAGAACCACCAUCAUUUGUGAAAAAGCUGGAGAACCUCAGUUCCCUGGUGGGCAGCGAGGUUUCACUGCAGUGCACUCUGAAGGGCUCAGAGCCCUUGACUGUGUCCUGGACCAAAGACAACCAUGAGCUGAAAGAGGCUGAAAACAUUCAGAUUACAUACGAGAACAACAUGGCUCUGCUGCACUUUACCAACCUACAGAGCAAACAUGGCGGCAAAUACUCCUGCCAGGCGCAGAAUCAGGCCGGGAGCCAGACUUGCUCUGCUGUGUUGACAGUCAAAGAGCCGGCUAAGGUCACAGAGGAGGCCAAGUCUAUCAGCGUGACUCAGGGGGAUCCGGCCACGCUAGCGGCCAGGUUCUCGGGCACAAAACCACUGAAGGCCAGAUGGCUAAAGGCUGGCAAAGAGCUGACCUCAGGCCAGAGAUACAAAGUCCAGAGCACAGACACCAGCUCUGUGCUCAAGAUUCUUAAAACUGAGAAAAGUGACAGUGGUGACUACAUCUUUGAGGUUUCAAAUGAUGUCGGCCAGAGUUCUUGCGAGGCGACUCUUACCAUUCUUGAUCAAAUAAUUCCACCAUCUUUUACAAGAAAACUGAAGCAGACAGAAGGUAUCAAAGGAUCGUUUGCUCAUCUGGAGUGCUUUGUAUCCGGCUCCCUGCCGAUAACCAUUCAGUGGUACAAAGAUGAGAAAGAGAUCCAGACUGAUGAGAAACACAAAUGCACGUUCUUUGAGAAUGUUGCUUUCCUGGAAAUCUCUAAUCUUGACAGUAAAGACAGCGGCAGCUACACCUGCAUCGCUAAAAACAAGGCGGGAACCGUCCAGUGCUCUGGGAUCUUGUUUGUUAAAGAGCCACCAUGCAUUCUUGAAAAGCCUGAAUCCAUGAAUGUUUUACCUGGCUCAAAGGUCCAGUUUAACGUACUGUUCUCUGGCACACCGCCAUUGACCACCAAAUGGUUUAAAAACAAGAAAGAGAUUUUAUCCAGCGCAGACUGCUCUGUGAUCAAAGACAACACCUCCAGCUCUCUGGAGCUCUUCUUUGCCAAAACCUCAGAUUCUGGAGACUAUGUCUGUGAGAUACACAACGAUGUUGGCUCCACUUCAUGCCAGACCACACUCUUUGUCAAAGAGCCCCCUAAGUUCACACGAACCCCGGCUCGUUUGUCCGUGGUCCGUCCUGGUCAGAGUAAAGUGUUUGAGUGCCAGGUGACCGGCACACCUGAGAUAGACAUCUACUGGUUCAGGGAAGGCUCUGAGAUCAGCCCCAGCGACCGGCACAAGAUGGCCUUUGUUAACUCUGUGGCCACUCUAGAAAUCUGCGGGGCUGAUACCAAAGACAGUGGGCUGUACUACUGUGAGGCACGCAAUGAGGCCGGCAGUGAGAGCUGCAGUAUGGAGCUCAAGGUCAAAGAACCGCCAUCGUUUGUUAGAGAGUUGGCUCCAGCUGAUGUUGUGAAGGGCUCCAGUGCCUGUUUUGAGAGUCAGGUCGCUGGGACUGGUCCUUUUGAGAUAACAUGGCACAAAGAUGCAAAAGAGAUCAAACCCAGUGCCAAACAUGGCUUCUCCCAGAUGAAUGGCACUGUGGGCCUAGAGGUGCACAGGUGUGACACUGUGGAUGUUGGUGAAUAUCAGUGUACCGUUGCUAACGAGGUGGGGAGCUGUACUUGUAAGACUAUGCUUCACCUCAAAGAACCACCAACAUUUACCAAGAAGACUGAGAACUCUGUCACUGUUCUGGGUAAAAAGGCAGAGUUUCAGUGUGUCGUGCAGGGUUCUCCCACUCUCUCUGUACAAUGGAAAAAAGACGAGAACUGGAUUUUGGAGGAUCCAAAGAUUGAGAGAACAUUUGAGAACAAUGUGGCCACUCUCAGGAUUCCUGCCUGUGAGGCAACGCACAGUGGGAAAUACACUUGCCAGGUGGUGAACGAGGCCGGGCAGGAUAAGUGCUUUGCCACCCUAACGGUGCAAGAGCCUCCUAAGAUCACAGAGAAACCUGAAGUGAUAAAGGUUACAGUUGGAGAUCCAGUCAGUCUGGACUGUAAGGUAACGGGCUCACCUGAGCUCAAAGUGAAAUGGAUGAAAGAUGGCAGGGAGCUUCAGUCCAUCAGGCAGCACAAGCUGAUCUUUGAGAACAACAUCAGCAGCCUAAAGGUUCAGUCAGCUCAGAAAGAGGACGAAGGAGAGUAUGUCUUCGAGGUGGCAAACCACAUCAGUAGCUGCACCUGCAAAGUCAAAGUGAUCGUAUUAGAACAAGUAAUUGCCCCAAGCUUCAUCAAACCUCUGGUAGACAUGCAAGAGAUAUUGGGCUCAUUUGUUCAAAUAUGUUGCAAAAUAUCUGGUUCCCUCCCCAUCUCGGUUGAAUGGCAGAAGGAAGGGACCAAAAUCUCAAGUGGUGUAAAGCACAAACUCAUUCAGCAGGACAACUCUGUGUCUAUCGAAAUCGAACAGCUAGAGAGAUCUGAUGCAGGAUCCUACUCUUGCAAACUUACCAACGCGGCAGGAAGCUGUCAGUGCAGCGGAUCCCUCAUGGUUAAAGAACCUCCCAGCUUUAUGACACUGCCUGAGACCCAGGCGGCACUACCCAACAGCACUGUGCGCUUCAAAGGCACAUUUAAGGGAACGCCUCCCUUCACCGUCAAAUGGUUCAAGGACGACACAGAGCUCAUGACCGGGCCUACUUGUUUCACAGGGCAGGAGGGGCUGUCUUGCUUCUUAGAGCUCUACUCAGUGGGUGUCACCCAGAGCGGUGUUUACUCUUGCCAAGUCAGUAACGAUGCUGGCUCUGUGCGCUGUAGUGCAGACUUGACAGUCAAAGAACCACCUGAAUUUGUGCUGAAACUCCCUACCACAAAGUUUGUGAAGCAGGGAGAGUCACUCCGCCUGGAGUGCAAAGUCAGUGGCACAGCCCCUCUUAAAGUGACCUGGUACAAACAUGACACCAAGGUCACGGAUGGGGGCAACUACAGGACAUCAUUUGUUGACUCGUUAGCAGUCCUGGAACUGCUGCGCACCAGCUUUGAUGAUGAUGGAGUUUACACCUGUGAAGCUCAGAAUGAUGCUGGCAGCGUCAGCUGCAGCACCACGUUAUCCGUUAAAGACCCCCCAUCUUUUGUCAAGGUACCUCAGUCCGUUGAGGGACUGAAGGGUAAGGACGUGAGUCUGUACUGCGAGAUGAGCGGUACAGCUCCGUUCCAGAUCACCUGGUUCAAAGACAGGAAACCUCUGAUGGAGAGCAGGAAGUAUAAGAUGGUGGGCGAGGGCAGCUCAGCGACGCUGCAUGUCAUUGGGAUAGAGCCGAUGGACGCCGGCGAAUACGAGUGCAAAGUGUCAAACAGUGUAGGAAGUGACACCUGCCAGACGUUGGUUAAACUCAGAGAGCCGCCGUCGUUUGUGAAGAAACUGUCAAACAUGACAGUGAUAAUGGGAGAGGAGGUGACCCUUGUGGCCACUGUUAAAGGCUCUGAACCCAUUACUGUGUCCUGGGUUCAGGACAAGGAUCACAUUCUCAGGGACGGUGACAACAGGAAAAUCACCUUUGAGAACAACCGGGUCGCUCUUAAAGUGUUUAAGGCUGAUGCAACUACGGCAGGCAAAUACACCUGCCAACUCAGAAACGAUGCUGGGAGUGUGGAGUGUUUCGCUAACUUGACUGUUCUAGAACCUGCCAAGAUUGUGGACAAGCCUGACACUCUGAGCGUGACGGCCGGCGACAUGGCCGCCCUGGAGGUCAAAGUGUGCGGAACCCCAGAGCUCACGCCAAAGUGGUUCAAGGACGGGGUCGAGCUGGCCUCCGGGAGGAAAUACAAAAUCUCAUUUUCACGGAUGAUUUCCAGCCUGAAUGUUCUCUCUGCAGAGAAAGUGGACUCUGGAGAAUAUACGUUUGAGGUUAUGAACGAGGUCGGGAAGGACCUAAGCAAAAUAAAUCUCACCGUCUUAGAUAAGAUCAUCCCGCCGUCGUUUUCCCGAAAGCUGAAGGAUUGUAACGCGGUGGCGGGAGCCGCCGGAGAGAUGGAGUGCAAAGUGUCGGGUUCUCCUCCUUUCACCAUCUUCUGGUACCACGACGGAGAGGAGAUCCAGAGCGGACCCAACCAGGAGCUCUCCUUCAGCAACAACAGCUGCUCGCUGCGAGUGUCCACGCUCAAACUGUCCGACUCCGGAGUCUACAAAUGUAAAGCCGUCAACAAGGCGGGCUCCAGCGAGACCACCGCCGCGCUCAUCGUCAAAGAGCCUCCGUCCUUCGUGGUGCCUCCUCAGCCCGUGGAGGCGAUGCCCGGCUCAGACGUGACCUUCUCGGCCAUGGUGAAAGGCAGCGCGCCGCUCAGACUCAAGUGGUUCAGAGGGGCGAAGGAGAUGGCGAUGGGACGAGAAUGCGACUUCUCCCUCAGAGAUAACCAGGUCCUCCUGACGCUCUUCAGAGUGGACCGAUCCCACGCCGGAGAGUACACCUGCCAGGUCAUCAACGACGCCGGCAAGGAGAGCGCCCCCGUCCACCUCACCGUCAAAGAGCCGGCGGCGUUCUCCAAGAAGCUGAAGGACGUGUCGGUGGAGAAAGGCAAACCGUUGACGCUGGAGUGCACCUACACGGGAACUCCCAAAAUCACAGUGAACUGGUUCAAAGACGGACAGCAGAUCUUCGCCUCCUACAAAUACAACAUCACCACCACGGAGAGCUCCUGCAUCCUCGAGUGUCUGAGCACAGAUGACAAGGAGGCCGCCGGGCGCUACUCCUGCGAGGUGUCCAACGACGCUGGCAAGGACACGUGUGACGCAGCCGUGUCUAUCCUCGAGCCGCCGUAUUUCGUGGAGUCCCUGGAGCCGAUGGAGGUGACGUCGGGCGACGGCGUGUGUCUGAAGUGUCAGGUGGCAGGAACACCGGAGAUCAAGGUGUCGUGGUUCAAGGCGGACGGGAAGGUGCGCUCGAGCCCCACCUGCCGGCUGGAGUACUCGAAGGGCGUGGCCUGUCUGAAGCUCAGCAAAGCAACCAAGGCCGACAUCGGAGAGUACACCUGCAAGGCCGAGAACCGCAUCGGCUCCACCUCCUCCACCUGCAGACUCAACGUGCUCGAGGCCAAAACGCCACCGUCCUUCCCGAAGAAGAUCACCAGCCUGCAGCAAACGGAGGGUCAGCCGGUCCACUUCGAGUGCCGCGUCGCCGGCUCGUCGCCCGUCGAGGUGUCGUGGCUGAAAGACGGCGAGCCCCUGAGGCCGGGAGGCGAGUUCUCCAUGCUGUACGACGACAACACGGCCGUGCUGCAGAUCAACCGCGGCGAGAAGAGGCACUCCGGAGAGUACGCCUGCGUGGCCACCAACAGCGUGGGAACGGCGUCCUGCAGAGCCAAGCUCACCCUGCAAGAGCCCAGAUACGCGCCAGUCUUUGACAGGAAGUUGUCGCCGCAGGAGGUGACUGUGGGCGACAGCAUCGAGCUGGAGUGUCACAUGACCGGCUCCGCCCCCAUUAAAGUCACCUGGUCCAAAGAUCACAAAGACAUCCGCAGCGGCGGGAACUACAAGAUCAGCUGCGUGGACAACACGCCGCACCUGACCAUCCUGAAGGCCGACAAAGGCGACACGGGACGCUACUUCUGCCACGCCUCCAACGACGUGGGCAAGGACUCCUGCUCCUCUGACAUCACCGUCAAAGAGCGAAAGAACCCGCCGGUUUUCACCAAGAAGCCGUCGGAGAACAUGGAGGACCUGGAGGGCAAGCUGGUGAAGAUCGAGGGCCGCGUGUCCGGCUCGCAGCCGAUUUCCGUCAGCUGGUUCAAAGACGACACGGAGAUCAACAGCUCCGACAAAUACGACAUCAGCUUCAAGAGCAACGUGGCCGUGCUGUGCAUCAAGAGCAGCCGCGUGGCCGACAGCGGCAGGUACUCCUGCCACGCCUCCAACGAGGCCGGCGCCGCCUCCUGUGACGUCACCGUGGGAAUCUCAGAGGCCAAGAAGCCUCCGGUGUUCGACGUCCCUCUGAAGCCGCUGACGGUGGACGAGGGCGAGCGGCUGAGCCUCCGCUGUCACGUGUGCGGCUCUCCGCCUCUGAAGGUGCAGUGGAUGAAGGACAGGAAGGACCUGACGUCGGCCGGCAGCACCAGGAUCAGCUUCUCCGACGGGACGGCCUGCCUGGAGAUCAGCUCCGCCUCCCGACACGACGGCGGAGAUUACCUCUGCAAGGCCACCAACGACGCCGGCAGCGAGUUCUGCAAGGCCAGAGUCGCCGUCAAAGAGAAACCAGGAGCAGCUCCGCCUCCCGCUGAAGCUCCCGCCGCCGCUCCAACCAAAAAACUCGACAACCUGUUCUUCAUCGAGGAACCGAAAUCUGCACACAUCACCGAGAAGGGCACCGCCACCUUCAUCGCCAAAGUGGGCGGCGACCCGAUCCCCAGCGUGAAGUGGAUGAAGGGGAAGUGGCGUCAGAUCACGCACGGCGGGCGGAUCUCCAUCGAGCAGAGGGGCCAAGAGUCCAAACUGGAGAUCAGGGAGGUGACCAAGUCCGACUCGGGCCAGUACAGGUGCGUCGCAUCCAACAAGCACGGUGAGAUCGAGUGCAGCGCCGACAUGCACGUGGACGAGAGGAAGGAGGCGGUGCAGCUGGAGGGAGACCUCCGCGCCAAACUCAAGAAGACGCCGUCAAAGCAGAAGAGUCCCAAGGAGGAGAAGGACAUUGACAUCGUGGAGCUGCUGAGGAACGUGGACCCCAAAGAGUACGAGAAGUACGCCCGAAUGUACGGUAUCACCGACUACCGCGGCCUGCUGCAGGCCAUCGAGCAGCUGAAGAAAGAGAAGGCUGAAGAAAGUGGACGACCGGAACUGGAACGUGCAGACAGAGAGUCUGAUGAGGACAUGGCCCGACUGGUGGCCGACCUGCAGAAGAGGAUGGAGCGCACUGAGCCUGUCACGGUAGUGAAGGACAUCGCCGAUCAGUCCGUCUUCACCAACAAGGAGGCGGUGUUUGAGUGCGAGGUCAAGAUCAACUACCCGGAGAUCACCCUGUCCUGGUACAAGGGCACCCAGAAACUGGACACCAGCGACAAGUACGACAUCAGCAUCAGCAGCGACCGCCACCUGCUCAAGAUCAAGAGGUGCCAGGCAUCCGACCAGGGCAACUACCGGGUGGUCUGCGGGCCACACAUCUCCAGCGCCAAACUCACCGUCAUGGAGCCGGAGGUUGAGAAGCACCUGCAGGACACUUCGGGUAAGGAAGGCCAGACAUGCACUCUGUCUUGUCAGUUGUCCAUCCCUAACGUAGAGGCUCAGUGGUAUAAAAACGGAAAGCAGUUAGAGAUGAAGGGCAGGUACUCGUCGGAGGUGAAGCACAAGGUUCAGAAGCUUCUGAUCAGAGACCUGAAAACUGAAGACCAGGGCAGAUACACCUGCCGGUACCAGAACCUGGAGUCCUCGGCCGACCUCUGGGUGGAAGCUGAACAAAUUCAUUUCACCAAACGCAUCCACAACAUCGAAGUCAACGAGCGCCAAUCGGCCACCUUUGAGUGCGAGGUGUCCUUCGACAAUGCUAUCGUUUCGUGGUACAAAGACACCUGGGAACUGAGAGAGAGCCCUAAGUACAACUUCACAAGUGAGGGCCGAAGACAUUUCAUGGUCAUUCGAAACGUGACCAUCGAAGAUGAAGGCGUGUACUCAGUGAUUGUGAGGUUGGAGCCCCGAGGAGAGGCUAAGAGCACGGCUGAGCUUUAUUUGUCUGGCAAAGAAAUUGAAUUAGCAAUGGUUCCCCUCGAUGUCCCAGACUCCUCAGUUCAGAGGCCUGAAGUGCCCUCAUCAGUGGCAAUUCAAGAAUCUGCUGAAUUCUACCAUUAUGAAGAAGAAAUUGAACAUAGAGAAUCAGCUGAAUAUUCUUAUCACUAUGAAGAAGAGAUGGAGGUGGAGCAGAGAGUCGAGUUUGAGAGCUGGACAGAAGAGACGCUAACACAACAGGUGUCCAAAUCCAAAGCUGCCAGAGUUGCCAUUGAGGAAACAGUGGAGACCAAGAAAGUUGCAAUGAGGGAGGAAGUCCCAUCAAAAGUUCCCAAAGCCGAGAAAAAGCCUGAAGAGAGGCCAACACCAGCUGUGAAGGAGCCUUCACCACCCAAAGUACCUGAGGCCAGAAAGCCAGUGGAGGAAAAGGUUGCUGUAGUUUCAGUCCCAGAGAAGAAGGAAGUCCGUGCUCCAAAAGAACCAGAGGAGGUGAAGAAACCAGCUGCUCCUCCCUCAGUGCCUGCUGAGAAGCCAGGAGUGCCAAAGAAAGAUGAGCGCAAGCCUCAGGUGCCAGCUGAGCCCCAAAAAGUGGCGCCUGCGGCUAAGCCCGAACCUGAGGCCAAGCCUAAACCAAAAGCAGAGCCUGAACCAAAGCCAAAGCCUACACCAGCUCCCAAAGCACUACCUGAGGCCAAACCUGCAGCCAAGGUCGAGCCUGAAGCUGUGCCGGUGCCUGUAGAGAAGCCAGUGACACCUCCAUCCAAAGUUCCUGUGAAAGAAAAGGAGUCUCCACCACAAGUCAAAGAGGCACUGGUAAAGCCAUCUGCUCGUCAAGAAGAGAGCAAACCGCCGGCUGCUGCAAAGGUUGAAGAAGCUGCCAAACGGCCUGAGGUCACUGACAAAACCAAGAGGCCAGAGAAGAAAGUUACUCCACAAGAAGAAACUAAGCCAGUGACAAAGCCAAAGCCUGUCCCGAAGGCCGAAGAACCAACCAAGAAAGUAGCAGAAGAAAAGCCAAUCGUGGUAGAAAAGAUAGCUCCUGAGACAGAUGAAACGAAGGGACCUGUCCAAGCACCGGGCGGAGUCAAGAAAGAGGGACAACCAGCAGAAGAAGCAGGAAGAGGUAGAGGUAGAGGGCUGAAACCCAAGCAGACCCCGUCACCUGGAGAAGGUAGGGGCCGGGGUCUGAGGCCCGGCGGAAAAGGCCCGUCACCACCAGAGGAACCCUUCGGAGGAUUCAAGCUCAAAGCCGUCCCCCUGAAGUUUAUCAAGAAGCUUCAGGACAUCGUCCUGAAGGAGGCCGAGUCCAUCGGCUCCUCCGCUGUGUUUGAGUGUGAGGUCUCGCCUUCCACUGCUAUCACCACAUGGAUGAAAGAUGACAGUAACCUGCGCGAAAGCCCCAAGCACAAGUUCACCUCUGACGGCAAAGAUCGCAAGUUGAACAUUAUUGAUGUCCAACUCUCCGACACCGGUGAAUACACUUGUAUAGCCAAGAAUGCUGGCAAGGAAAUAUCAUGCACAGCCAAGCUCAUUGUUGAAGAGCUGCCAGUGAAAUGGCUCAAAGAGCUGGAGGAAGAGACCUCGGCUAUGAAGGGUCAGCCUCUGUAUAUGACCUGUGAGUUGAACAAAGAGAGAGAUGCGAUUUGGAAGAAGAAUGGUGAAGUCCUGAAGAAAAAGGCCGGCAAGGUUCAGAUUAAUAUCAUUGGUAUGCAGCACGCUGUGACCAUCCAGAACUCCACUGAGGAGGACGCUGGGGCCUACUCAUGUGAGGUGUCCGGACAGGAGGAUGUUAAGACGACAACGAAUGUCAAAAUCAUUGAAAUUAUCAAAGAUUGGAUUGUGAAACCACUGAGAGACCAGCAUGUGAAACCAAAGGCUGCUGCUACAUUUAAGUGCGAGCUCUUCAAGGAUACCCCCAACUGGAAGUGGCUCAAAGGAGAGACUGAAGUCACUCCCUCCGACAAGAUUGAGAUCAAGCAGGAUGGAAAGGAGUUGACACUCAUUAUCAAGAACUGUCAGCCAGAUGAUGUAGCAGAAUAUGCCAUGGAGGUGGAAGGACGCCUCUACACUGCCAAACUUACCCUAGGAGAGCGGGAGGCGGAGAUCCUGAAGCCCCUGGCCAGCGUUGAAGUGGUUGAGAAGGAAGAUGCCAUGUUUGAGACGGAGAUCUCUGAGGAUGAUGUUGCAGGAGAAUGGAAGCUCAAAGGAGAGGUUUUGACCAGAUCCCCGACCUGCGACAUUCAAAUGGAGGGUGGGGUGCGUAAACUAACUCUGAAAAACUGCCAGCUGGAUCAGGCCGGAGAAGUGUCCUACCAGGCUCUUAACGCCAUCACCAGCGCAAUGCUCAAUGUCAAAGAAAUCGAAUUGGACUUUGUUGUCCCGCUGAAGGACGUUUCUGUGCCUGAAAAGAAACAGGCUAAGUUUGAAUGCACCAUCACGAAAGAUGUCUCUAAGGUCAUGUGGUAUAGAGAUGCCGACAUCAUCACCCCAGACCAAAAGUAUGACAUCAUCGAUGAUGGAAAGAAGCAUAUGCUGAUAAUAAACUGUUGUGAGUUUGAGGACGAGGACGAAUAUACAAUUGCGGUUGUGGACAAAACUUCUACAGCUCGACUCACAGUGGAGGGUAUCAGGCUCAAAUUUAUCUCGCCACUAAAGGACCAAACUGUAAAGGAAGGCACAACGGCUCGUUUCGAGCUGGAGCUCUCUCACGAGAACAUCCCUGUCACCUGGUACAAGAACGAUGUUAAAAUUCAUCCAAGCAGGACAGUGGUCACGCAUGUGGACGGGAAGAGGCAUGUUCUAGAAAUAAAGGAAGUGACUCUAGAUGAUACUUGCCAAAUCAAGGCAGAGGCCAAAGGAAUUCCUUCCAUGGCCAAUCUGACGGUUAUAGAGGGAGACGCGUACUUCACGGUUAAACUGCAGGACUUUACUGCAGUGGAGAAAGAUGACGUGACUCUCGAUUGCGAGCUCAACAAAGACGUGGAGGUCAUGUGGUACCACAAUGAGACUGAGAUCAAGCCCUCUAAGAUGGUGGCUAUUAAGGCCGAGGGCAAACGCAGAGCCCUCGUCAUCAAGAAAGUUGGAGACAAAGACAAAGGACAAUACGUAUGUGAUUGUGGAACAGACAAGACAACGGCGAUGCUUCACAUCGAAGCUCGCCACAUCAAGGUGGUUCGGCCGAUGUACGGCGUUGAGGUGUUUGAAGGAGAGACCGCUCGAUUUGAGGUGGAGCUUAGUGAGGACGACGUCCACGGCCAGUGGAAACUGAACGGAGAAGUCCUCAGUCCAUCUGCCGACGUUGAGAUCGUGGAGGACGGCGCCAAACACACUCUGGUCUUGUACAACUGCAAAGUGCCGCUAACAGGCGAGGUGGCGUUCACCGCUGCCAACGCCAAGUGUUCUGCUAACCUGAAAGUGAAGGAGGUCCCCGUCUCGUUCAUCACGCCACUGGCUGAUGUUCACGUGUACGAAAAGGACGAGGCGAAGUUUGAGCUGGAAAUUUCUAGAGAGCCUAAAAACUUCCGUUGGCUGAAGGGAACUCAGGAGUUGUCAAACGACGAUAAGUUUGAGCUCCUGCUGGAGGGAAACAGACACACUCUUAUUAUAAAAUCUGCCAGAUAUGAAGACGAAGCCAAAUACAUGUUUGAGGCUGAAGAUAAACGGACGUCUGGAAAGUUGUUUAUCAAAGGUAUUCGCCUCGAAUUUAUCAAGCCGAUUAAAGACGUGACGGUGAAGGAACGUGAAACCGCAGAGUUCAGCGUCGAACUCUCUCACGAAAAGAUUCCGGUGGUGUGGUACAAAAAUGACGUCCGUUUGCACCCCAGCAAGGUGGUGCACAUGUCGGAGCACGGAAAGGUUCACACGCUGGCCUUCAAGGAGGUCACCAUCGACGACACCGCCAUGAUCAAAGUGGAGGCGAUGGGCAAGACCUCAGAGGCCAUGCUCACCGUGCUCGAGGGCGACCUGUAUUUCACAGUCAAGCUCCAAAACUACACCGCCGUCGAGAAAGACGAGGUGACUUUGUCCUGCGAGCUGAGCAAGGCCGCCGGUGAGGUCAAGUGGUUCAAAGACGGUAACGAAAUAUAUCCGUCCAAGAACAUUCUCAUCCAAUCAGACGGCAAGAAGCGCAAACUGGUGAUCAAGAAGGCGGCGAAGAGAGACAUGGGAACGUACACCUGCGACUGUGGCACAGACAAAACCGCAGCCGACCUGAACAUCGAAGAGCGCGACAUCAAGGUUGUCCGCCCGCUGUACAGCGUGGAGGUCACCGAGACCGAGACCGCCAAGUUUGAGACGGAGAUUUCAGAGGAGGACCUCCACGGCACCUGGAAACUGAAGGGAGAGAUGCUCCACCCGUCUCCCGAUGUGGAGAUCAAGGACGAGGGACCUCGACACACGUUGAUCCUCUACAACUGCAAAAUGGACAUGGCCGGAACCGUAGACUUCUCGGCAGCGAACGCCAAAUCCUCAGCUCAGCUCAGGGUCAAAGCCCGGGUCAUCGGCCUGGCACGGCCUCUGAAGGACGUCACCGUGACCGCCGGAGAGACCGCCACCUUCGAGUGCGAGCUGUCCUACGAAGGCAUCGCUGUCGAGUGGUUCCUGGGGGGUACAAAGCUGGAACCGAGCGACAGAGUGGUGUUGAAGUCAGAGGCUAAAGUCCACAGUCUGACCCUAAGGGACGUCCAGCUGAGUGAAGCUGGACAAGUUAAACUCGCCGCCAAGGACUUCCAGACUGACGCUAACCUCAUCGUCAGAGAGCCGCCGGUGGAGUUCACGAAGCCUCUGGAGGACCAGACAGUAGAGGAGGAGGCGACCGCCACGCUCGAGUGCGAGGUGUCCAGAGAAAACGCCGAGGUGCGGUGGUUCAGGGACGGACAGGACAUCAGAAAGACCAAGAAGUAUGAGAUGAUCGUCGACGGCCGCAAGAGAGCGCUGAUCAUCCACGACUGCACGAUGGACGACUCGAGGACGUACACGUGUGACGCCAAAGACUUCAAAACCUCCUGCUUCCUCAGCGUGGAACCUCCACAUGUCGAGUUCUCGAAGCCGCUCCAUGAUGUCGAGGUCCGAGAGAAGGAAUCUGCCAGGUUUGAGUGCGAAGUUUCCAGAGAGGACGUCAAAGUCCGCUGGUUCAAAGAUGGAAGUGAAAUCAGAAAGGGGAAGAAAUACGAAAUUAUCGCUCAAGGUCGCCAACACAUCCUCAUCAUCCACAAGUCAGUGUUUGACGAUGAGGCUGAAUACGAAUGUGACGCAAAGACCUCCAAGUCCUCCGGCAUGCUCACUGUCGUCGAGGAGGAGGCCAGGUUCACCAAGAACCUGUCCAACGUGGAGGGGACGGAGACGGACAGCGUGAAGCUGAUCUGCGAGGUGUCCAAACCCAGCGCCGACGUCACCUGGUACAAAGGAGACGAGGAGCUGCCGGAGGGCGGACGCUACGACCAGAUCGUGGACGGCAAGAGGAGGAUCCUCCUCAUCCAGGACCUGAAGAUGGCUGACGCUGGAGAGUACAACUGCAGGCUGAGUCCCAGCAUCAGGACCUCCGGAAACCUCAAGAUCAACGAGCUGGCGGCCGAGUUCAUCGCCCGUCCUCAGAACCAGGAAGUGGUGGAGGGCGAGAAGGCGGAGUUCACCUGUUCCGUCUCCAAGGAAACCUACGAGGUGAAGUGGCUGAAGGACGACAGGGAGCUGGAGGCCGGAGACAAAUACCAGAUGGUCAGCGACGGCAAGAGACGCACGCUGGUCAUCAAGAACAGCGAGCCCAAAGACGAGGGCGGAUACGUGGUGAUGAUCGGGACGACCAGAGCCAGCGCCGACCUCACCGUGCUCGAGAAACUGAAGAUCAUCACGCCGCUGAAGGACACGGAGGCCAAAGAGGGACAGGAAGUGGUCCUGAACUGCGAGGUGAACACGGAGGGAGCCAAGGCCAAGUGGCUGAGGAAGGACGAGACCAUAUUCGAGAGCAGCAAGUACGUGAUGGUCCAGAGAGACAACGUCUUCUCUCUGAGGAUCAAAGACGCCCAGAAGGGAGACGAGUCCAACUACAGCAUCAACGUGACCAAUCAGAGAGGAGAGCACGCCAAGAGCUCCUGCGACCUCACCGUCAAAGAGGAGAGUCUGAGGAUCGUGGUACCUCUGGAGGACAUGGACACGCAGGAGAAGAAGACCAUCAGCUUCUCCUGUAAGGUCAACAGGCCCAACGCCACCAUCAGCUGGAUGAAGGCGGGCCAGGAGGUGUCCUUCAGCAAGCGCGUGGUCUACAGAGUGGACAAGGACAAGCACACGCUGACCAUCAAGGACUGCACGCUGGCCGACGAGGGCGAGUACACCGCCGUGGCCGGAGACAGCAAGUCCACGGCCGAGCUGAUUAUCAGCGAGGCGCCCACCGACUUCAGCAUGCACCUGAAGGACCAGACCAUCACCGAGUUCGAGGACGCCGAGUUCACCUGCAAGCUGACCAAAGAGAAAGCCGACGCCAAGUGGUACAGAAACGGACGAGAGAUCAGAGAGGGACCGAGAUACGCGUUUGAGAAAGACGGAAAGAUGUGCACGCUGAGGAUCAAAGAGUGCAGACCCGACGAUGAGUGCGAGUACGCCUGCGGCGUGGACGACAAGCGAUCCAGAGCCCGGCUCUUUGUUGAAGAGACGCCGGUGGAGAUCGUCCGGCCGCCGCAGGACGUGUUUGAACCUCCGGGCUCGGACGUGGUGUUCGAGGUGGAGCUGAACAAAGACAGACAGGAAGUGAGGUGGCUGAGGAACAACAUGACGGUGGUUCAGGGAGACAAAUACCAGAUGAUGAGCGAGGGAAAGAUCCACAGACUGCAGGUGUGUGAGAUCAGACCGCGAGAUCAGGGCGAGUACAGAGUCAUCGUCAAGGACAAAGAUGCCAAGGCCAAGCUGGAGCUGGCAGCGGUGCCUCAGAUAAAGACCACAGACCAGACGUACGUCACGGAUGCCAGGAAGCCCAUCGUCAUGGCCGUCCCCUACAGCGCCUACCCGCAGGCCGAGGCCGACUGGCUGUACAACAACCUGAGUCUGCCCAAAGACAACAUCCACACGUCCGCAGACCGCACCGAGUACCGCCUCAAGGACCCCAUGAAGGCCGACGAGGGCCGCUACAAGGUCAUCAUCAAGAACAAACACGGGCAGGGAGAGGCCUUCAUCAACCUGGAGGUCAUCGACGUCCCUGGACCCGUGAAGAACCUGCAGGUGAUCGACACCGCCGAUGGCGAGGUCAGCCUGGCGUGGGAGGAGCCUGAGAGCGAUGGCGGCAGCAAGGUCAUCGCGUAUGUUGUGGAGAGACGCGACGUGAAGCGUAAGACCUGGACGCUGGCCACCGACCACGCCGACAGUCCAGAGUACACUGUGACCGGACUCCAGAAGGACUCCAUGUACCUGUUCAGAGUCUGCGCCCGAAACCGGGUCGGCAGCGGCCCCAACGUAGAGACCGACAAACCCGUACAGGCCAAGAACAAGUUUGACGUUCCCGAAGCUCCUCUGAACGUGAUCGUCGGAAACGUCAGCAAGUUCGGCUGCACCGUCUCCUGGGAGCCUCCCGUGUCAGACGGAGGCUCUCCCAUCACCUCCUACGUCGUCGAGCUGCGCGACAGGACGUCCGUGAAGUGGACGCCCGUCCAGGUGACCAAAGCCGACGAGCUCAGCGCCAUCAUCAACGACGUCAUCGAGAACAAAGAGUACAUCUUCAGAGUCAAAGCUCAGAACAAAGCCGGCGACGGCAAACCCAGCGCCGCCUCGCCGCCCGUCAAGAUCAUGGACCCCAUCGAACGUCCCAGUCCCCCCCUGAACCUGAACUGGGAGGACCAGAACAAGAACUCGGUGCAGCUGACCUGGGAGACUCCUCUGAAGAACGGAGGCAGCAUGAUCACCGGAUACAUCGUCGAACGCAACGAGGACGGCGCCGACAAGUGGCUGCGCUGCAACGCCCGCCUCUGCCCCGACCUCUUCUACAAGGUUUGUGGCCUGAAAUAUGGAACCAAGUACAACUACAGAGUGUUCGCUGAAAACGCCGCCGGAGUCUCCGACCCGUCGAACAUCAUCGGACCUCUGCUGGCCGACGACACACACGUCGGUCCGACCUUUGACCUGAGCGCCUUCAAAGACGGCCUGGAGGUCAUCGUCCCCCAGCCGCUCACCAUCAGAGUCCCCAUCACCGGAUACCCGACUCCCGUCGCCAAGUGGACCUUCGGAGAGAAGGAGCUGUCCACUGCCGACGAGCGCGUCACCAUGACGACCAAAGCCGCGUUCACAGAACUGAUCGUCACGCCGAGCGUCCGGCCGGACAAAGGCACCUACACGCUGCAGCUGGAGAACGACGUCACGUCCGUCACCGGAGACAUCGAGGUCAACGUCAUCGCGGCGCCCAGCGCUCCCAAGGACUUUAAGGUCCUGGAGGUGACGCGGCAGCACGUCCACCUGAGCUGGGAGCCUCCGGAGCACGACGGAGGAAGUCCUCUGACCGGCUACCAGGUGGAGAAACGGGACAUGACCCGCAAGACCUGGGUCAAGGUGAUCACAGGUAUCCAGGACACAGAGUUCACCGUCACCGACGUCAUCGAAGGGAAGGAGUACCUGUUCAGAGUCACCGCCUGCAACAAGUGCGGCCCCGGAGAGCCGGCGUACAUCGACGAGCCCGUCAACGUCUCCUCUCCCGCCACCAUCCCCGACCCUCCGGAGAACCUGAGGUGGAGAGACAAGUCCGCCAGCGGCAUCUUCCUGACCUGGGAGCCUCCGAAGUACGACGGCGGCAGCGGCAUCCGCGGCUACAACGUGGAGCGCUGCCAGCGAGGGACGGACAAGUGGGAGCCCUGCGGGGACAUGCUGCCCGAGCUCAAGUGCCAGGUGACGGGUCUGAUCGAGGGCCAGUGGUACGCCUACAGGGUCCGCGCCCUGAACCGCCUCGGAGCCAGCCGGCCCUGCAAGGCCACCGACGAGAUCCAGGCCAUCGACCCCAAAGAGCCUCCAGAGAUCCAGCUGGACGUCAAGCUGCUCGCCGGUCUGACCGCCAAGGGCGGCAGCAAGAUCGAGCUCCCCGCCGAGGUGAAGGGUAAACCUGAGCCCCGGGUGAAGUGGACCAAAGCGGACCUGGUCCUCCAACCGGACGACAGGGUGUCCAUCGACACCAAGCCGGGACACUCCACCGUCACCAUCGCCAAGACCAGGAGGGACGACAGCUCCACCUACAUCAUCGAGGCCACCAACAGCAGCGGCCGCGCCACCGCCACCGUCGACGUCAACAUCCUCGAUAAGCCCGGUCCUCCAGCCGCCUUCGACAUCUCUGAGAUCACCAACGAGUCCUGCUUCCUGGCCUGGAACCCUCCGCGCGACGACGGCGGCUCCAGAGUCACCAACUACAUCGUGGAGCGCCGCGCCACCGACAGCGAGAUCUGGCACCGCCUGUCCUCCACCAUCAAACAGACCACCUACAGAGCCGUGGACCUGGUCAAGUUCAAGGAGUACAUCUUCAGAGUCUUCGCCGAGAACCAGUUUGGUGUCGGCCCGCCGGCAGAGCACCCGUCCAUCAUCGCCAGAUACCCCUUCGACACUCCCGGAGCUCCUUACAAGCUGGAGGCUUCGGACAUCGCGAAGGACGGCCUGACGCUGGCGUGGUACGAGCCUGAUGAGGACGGAGGCAGCCCCAUCACGGGCUACUGGGUGGAGCGGUACGAGCCCGACCACGACCGCUGGAUCAGGUGCAACAAGGUGCCCGUCAAAGACACCAACUACAGAGUUAAAGGUCUUCCAACAAGGAAGAAGUACAAGUUCAGAGUCCUGGCUGAGAAUCUGGCUGGAACUGGAAAACCCAGCAAGGAGACGGACCAGAUCCUCGUCAAAGAUCCUAUCGAUCCUCCGUGGCCGCCCGGGAAACCCACAGUCAAGGACGUGGCCAAGACUUCCUGCUUCCUGAUGUGGACCAAACCGGAGCACGACGGCGGGGCCAAAAUUGAAGGCUACGUCAUCGAGAUGCUGAAGAGCGGCACCGUGGACUGGAUCCGCGUGGUGGACAACGUCAGCAUGCUGGAGCACUUCCUCAAGGGCCUGAUGGAGAAGCAGGAGUACUCCUUCAGAGUGCGCGCCGUCAACGUGGCCGGAGAGAGCGAGCCCAGCGAGCCCAGCGACCCCGUCCUCUGCAAGGAGAGACUCAACCCUCCCUCGGCUCCUCGCUGGCUGGAGGUCGUAAACAUCUGCAGGAGCAGCGCCGACCUGAAGUGGACGGCGCCGGAGCGCGACGGAGGCUCACGCAUCACCAACUACAUCGUGGAAAAACGUGACGCCAGGCGUAAAGGCUGGCAGGCCGUCGACACCACCGUGAAGGAGCUCAAGUACACCGUGUCACCGCUCAACGACGGAUCGCUCUACGUGUUCCGCGUCGCCGCUGAGAACGCUGUCGGCGUGGGACCGUUCUGCGAGCUGGAGGACUCUGUGCUCGCCAAAGACACUUUCACAACUCCCGGUCCGCCGUAUGCCCUCACCGUCAAUGCCGUCACCCAGAGAUACGUGGACCUGCAGUGGGAGGAGCCUAAAAACGACGGAGGCAGACCCAUCCUCAAGUACGUCAUUGAGAAGAAGGAGAAGCUGGGGACACGCUGGGUGAAAUGCGGAAAGACUUCAGGUCCAGAUUGUAAAUACAGAGUGACGGACGUCAUCGAGGGGACCGAGGUUCAGUUCCAGGUCUGCGCCGAGAACGAGGCCGGCGUCGGUCACCCGAGCGAGCCCACGGAGAUCCUCACCAUCGAGGACCCCACAGGUGUCCCCUCGCCGCCCAUCGAGCUGCACGUCACCGGAGCCAGCCGGGACUUCCUGUCCAUCGCCUGGAAGCCCCCGCAAAGAGACGGCGGCUGCCCCAUCACCGGGUACCACAUCGAGAUGUGCGAGGCCGGCACCGAGAAGUGGAUGAGGGUGAACUCGCGUCCGGUGAAGGAGCUCAAGUACCGCGUGGAGGAGGGCGUGGUCCCCGAGAAGGAGUACAUCCUGAGAGUGAGGGCCAUCAACUCUGUGGGCAUCAGUGAGCCGUCCGACAUCUCCGAGAACGUCUUCGCUCAAGAGUCCGACUGUAACCCGACGCUGGAGUUCCAGACCCUGGACCUGGUCGUCGUGGAGACGGAGAAGCUGCACAUCCCCGUUCCCUUCAGAGCCGUCCCGUCGCCCAGGGUCACCUGGCACAAAGACGGCAAGGAGCUGAAGGCCGACGAGCGCCUCGGCUUCAGGUCAGACUACACUUCCUGUCACCUGGAGAUCGACAGCAGCCUGCACGCAGACGCCGGACAGUACAAAAUCACCCUUGAGAACAAACUGGGCGCCGCCAGCGCCACCAUCAACGUCAAAGUCAUCGGUCUUCCUGGUCCCUGUAAGGAGAUCGUGGCGUCUGAGAUCACAAAGAGCUCCUGCAAAGUGUCCUGGGAUCUCCCAGACUACGACGGCGGCAGCCCCAUCAUUCACUACGUCCUGCAGCGCCGUGAGGCCGGCAGGAGGACGUACGUCAACAUGAUGUCCGGAGAGAACAAGGUGAGCUGGAACGUCAAAGACCUGAUCCCCAACGGAGAGUACUACUUCAGAGUCCAGGCCGUCAACAAGAUUGGCGGAGGAGAGUUCAUCGAGCUGCGUAACCCCGUCAUCGCCGAGGACCAGAAACACGUCCCCGACCCGCCGGUAGACGUGGAGACGCACAACCCAACAUCCAGCACCGUCACGCUGACCUGGAAGCCCCCGAUGUACGACGGCGGCUCCAAGAUCAUGGGCUACGUCCUGGAGAAGCAGAUGAAGGGCGGCGACAAGUGGGAGCGCUGCAACGACUUCCUGGUGCCCGUCCUGUCCUACACUGUCCGAGGACUCACCGAGGGCAAGAACUACACCUUCAGAGUCAAAGCCGAGAACGCCGCCGGGCUCAGCGAGCCGUCACGCAACACGCCAUUCGUCAAGAUCUCUGACGCCGUCAGCGCUCCGAAGGUGUUCCUGAGCGGCAGCCUGCAGUCCGGCCUCAGCGUGAAGCGCGGCUGCGAGAUCUGCCUGGACGCCAACAUCUCCGGCUCGCCGUACCCCGAGAUCACCUGGUACUGGAACAACCAGGUGAUCCGACCCGAGCCGCUGCGCAAGCGGCCCGACAAACCCCUGAGGAAGAAGGUGGAGAAGAAAGAGGAGGAGAAGAAGGAGGAGGUGAAGAAGGAGGGAGAGGCCGAGAAGAAGGAGGGAGAGGAGAAAAAAGAGGAGGAGAAGAAGGAGGAGGAGAAGAGGGAGGGCGCGCCGGAGCCUGAGGUGGAGGAGUUCGACUACCCGACCAUCAAUGAGCGUCUGACCAUCAACAACAGCCGCAGGGGCGUGUCCUCCGUCAUCAUCAGGGACUCGUACCGCGCCGACCACGGCGUCUACAUGGUGAAGGUGGAGAACGACCACGGCAGAGCCUCGGCCACCUGCGAGGUCAACGUGCUCGAUGCUCCCGGGCCUCCGGUCAACUUGAGGUUUGAGGAGGUGAGGAAGAACUCCGCGAUCUGUAAGUGGGAUCCUCCGCUGGAUGACGGCGGCAGCGAGAUCCUCAACUACACGCUGGAGCAGAAGGACAACUCCAAGCUGGAGAUCGGCUGGAGCUGCGUCACCGCCACGCUGAGGGGCUGCCGCUUCCUGGUGCCCAAACUCAUCGAGAAGAAGGAGUACCUGUUCAGGGUCAGAGCCGAGAACAAGUACGGCGGCGGGCCCUACUGCGUCUCCAAACCGCUCAUCGCCAAGAAUCCUUUCGAACCUCCCGAGGCUCCUGAUAAGCCAGAGAUUGAUGACGUCACAGCCAACAGCAUGCUGGUCAUCUGGACCCCGCCCAACGACAACGGCAGCCCAAUCCUCGGGUACUGGGUGGAGCGCCGCGAGAUCAACAGCUCGCACUGGACACGUGUCAACAGGAACAUGGUGCCGAACGCCGAGCUGAACGUCGAAGGUCUAAUGGAGGGGCUGACCUACAUCUUCAGGGUGGCGGCCGAAAACCAGGCCGGCCCCGGAAAGUUCAGCCCCCCCUCCGAACCCAAGAUGGCCCAGUCUCCGAUCCUGCCUCCUGGACCUCCUAUUGCUCGAGUUGCGUCGACCACCGAUCACUCCAUCGACGUAGAGUGGGACCCGCCGGCCGACAACGGUGGAGGAGAGAUCCUGGGAUAUCACGUGGACAAGGCCAUGGCUGGUUCUAAGGACUGGUCCAGGUGUACAGAGCGCACCUGGAAGACUCGCGCCUUCACCGUCUACGGAGUCCGUGAGGGAGCCAAGUACCUGGUCAGAGUCAUCGCCUGCAACGCUGCCGGAGAAGGAACGCCAGGAUUCACAGAGUCUGUGAUCGUCAAGAAUCCUGCUGAGAAACCGGUGAUUGAAAUGGAUCUGGCCAUCAAGAGCGGCGUGAUCAUCCGAGCGGGAGAGAACCUGCUGCUGCCGGCUACAGUCACAGGGAAACCCUACCCGUCUAUCUCCUGGACCAUCAAUGACAGCAAACCUGACAAAGACCGCGUAGAGUUCCUCACUGAGGGCAAUGACAGCAUCGUCUCCAUCCCGAACAUCCAGAGGAAGGAGUGCGGCAAAUACACCAUCACCGCCUGCAACCCCAGCGGCAUCAAGCAUGCCUCCACCAGAGUAGAGGUCAUGGAUGUCCCCGGACUCGUCACCGACCUGAAGCCUGUCGUCGUCACUCGCAAGAUGAUCUUCCUGAACUGGGACGACCCUGUGGACGACGGAGGCAGCGACCUGACCGGCUUCAUCGUGGAGCGCAAAGACGGCAAGAUGCACACGUGGAGGCAGCCCGUUGAAACCACCUCAUCCAAGUGCGAGUGCGUGGGCAUCGUGGAGGGACAGGAGUACAUGUUCCGCGUCAUGGCCAAGAACAAGUACGGCGUGGGACCAGCCGUAGAGCUGGGACCCCUCUUGGCUAUCGACCCACAGGGUCCACCCUCGUACCCUGAGAAGUUCCGCUACACGGAGCGUACCAAGGACUCCGUCACCCUAACCUGGAAGCCGCCUCGUAACGACGGCGGCAGCCCUGUCAUCGGAUACUUUGUGGAGAAGAAGCGGCAGGACCAGCAGGCCUUCGAGCCCUGCAACACGGAGAUCUGCCCCGACAUGACCAUGACCGUUCAGGGCCUGGAGGAUGCCUGGAUGUACGAGUUCAGGAUCAAGUGUACCAACCUCAUCGGAGAGAGCGAGCCAUCCAUCCCGCUCACUGUGGUCAUCAUGGAUGACGAAGUCCCUCCUGAGGUCCACAUGCUGACACACUUCAAGGGCGACUCCAUCACCGUGAGGAAGGGCGAGCCCAUUGACAUCCCCGCUGACAUCAUUGGCCUCCCCAUCCCCAAGAUCGAGUGGACCAAAGACGACGUGCUGAUUGACAAGCCCACAGACGCCUUGCUGAUCGACACGCAGGUGACCGGCAGGUUGAAUGCCAAGACCGCACUGUCCAUCCCCGCGGCCAACAGGAGGGACCGCGGCAGCUACACCGUGACCGCCUCCAACAACAUGGGCUCGGCCAAACACACCAUCUACGUAAUGGUGCUGGACCGACCACUUCCUCCCCGGAACGUGACGGUGUCCAACAUCAGGGCGGAGUGUUGCUACCUCCACUGGGAUCCUCCGCUGGAUAACGGCGGCAGCGAGCUCACCAACUACAUCAUCGAGAAGAAGGAAGUGAGGACGGAGGAGCCGGAGGUGGAGGAGGGACAGGAGGCUCCAGCUGAACCUCAGUGGGAGGAAGUCACCAACAGCAUCAUCGAGAGGAAAUACGGGGUGUGGAACCUGGAGACCAACAAGACUUACCUGUUCCGGGUCAGAGCUGAGAACCGUUACGGUAAAUCCGACCCCUGCGGGACGGAGGAGGUCCUGAUCACGGAUCCGUUCGGUCUUCCCGGACCACCAGAGAAGCCAACCAUUGCCGAGUACUCCAAGACCUCCAUGAUCCUGACCUGGGAGCCUCCCAGAGACACCGGCGGCUCCAUGAUCAUCGGCUACUGGCUGGAGAAGAGGGAGAGAGGAACGGCCUACUGGGCCAAAGUCAACAAGGUGCCCAUCACCAAGAGGGGCACGAAGGGCUGGGAGUACCAGGUGACUCGUCUGAUCGAAGGAACAGAGUACGAGUUCAGAGUCGCUGCCUGCAACUCUGCAGGAACCGGACCGUUCAGCGGACCGUCCGACUCGGCCUUCGCUGUCGAUCCAAUCACUCCUCCCAGCAUGCCCGCUGCUCCUGUGGUGGCCGAUAAGACGAACCACAACGUGACGCUCACCUGGAAGCCGCCAGAGAGGGACGGAGGAAGUCCCAUCAAGGGUUACAUUAUCCAGAUCCAGGACGAGGGCAAGUCAGACUGGGUGAGGGUGAACGACCCCGACACCCUCCACACCACCACCCAGUUCACUGUGCCCAGCCUCCGCGAGCUCAAACGCUACCGCUUCAGGAUCAUCGCCGUCAACGACAUCGGCGAGUCUGACCCCAGCCCCCGGACCAGCGAGGUCCUGAUCGAGGACGUCCAGCUUCCUCCGUCCAUCUCCAUCGACAUGGUGGUCGAGGACCUGCUCUGCAUCCGAGCUGGAGAUCCAAUCAGGAUCCCCGCCACCAUCAAGGGCCGCCCCGUCCCCAAGGUCACCUGGGACUUUGAUGGCAAAGCCAAGGCACACAAGAAGAACAAACUGCACACGCUGCCCGUCGACUCGGAGGUCGAGUCCACAGACACCACGUCCGUCGUGACCGUCCCCGUCAGUCUGAGGACCCACUCCGGACGCUACACCAUCACCGCCAAGAACAAGUCGGGACAGAAACACGUCAACGUGCGAGUCAUCGUCCUCGAUGUCCCCGGACCUCCGAAGGAGCUGAGGAUCACUGACAUCACGCGCUCCACCAUGAGGCUGAUCUGGAAACUCCCCGACACCGACGGAGGAGAGAGAAUCAAGAGCUACUUCAUCGAGAAGAAAAGUCUCACUGACAAGGCCUGGACCAAGGUGAAUGCGGCCUGUGCCAGUCAGGCAUACGUGGUACCGGGCCUGCUGGAGGGUCAAGACUACCAGUUCAGGGUCCGGGCUGAGAACAGACUGGGAUUCGGUCCUUUCACCAUCACCACCGACCCGGUCCGGGCCAGAGACCCCAUCUUCCCCCCCGACCCCCCCACCAAGCUGAAGGUCAACCUGGUGACGAAGACCACGGUGACGCUGAGCUGGGAGCCUCCCAAAAACAACGGCGGCUCUCCGGUGAAGCAUUACAUCAUCGAGCGUCUGAGCUGGGACACCAGCGGGAAGGAGAAGGAGACGUGGAAGCAGUGCAACAAGAGAGACGUGGAGGAGCUCAGCUUCGUGGUGGAGGACCUGAAGGAGGGAGGAGAAUACGAGUUCAGAGUAAAGGCCGUGAACGCUGCUGGACCGAGCCGACCCUCCGCCACCGUCGGACCAAUGGUCAUCAAGGAUCAGACAUGUGCUCCAACCAUCACGCUGCGUGAGGCCAUGGAAGGCGAGGAGGGCUGUGACGUCAGCAUCGUGGCGAAGGUGAGCGGCUGCCCGUUCCCCACGCUCACCUGGCACAAAGCCAGCGUGGCCAAACCUGAGGAGAAGGCCGCCGUCCAGUACGACCAGCACAUGAACAAACUGGUGACGCAGGACAAGUGCACACUGCUGAUCCAGCAGGCCAGCAGGCACGACAGCGCCCUCUACAGCCUGACCGCCACCAACAGCCUGGGCACCGCCACCAAAACCAUCAAGCUCGCCGUGCUCGGACCUCCCAGUGCUCCCAUCGGACCCAUCAAGUUCACAGAGGUGUUUGCUGAGAGGAUCGGCCUGUCCUGGAACCCGCCCACAGACGACGGCGGGUCCAAGAUCACCAACUACGUGGUGGAGAAGCGCGAGGAAAACAGGAAGUCCUGGGUCCAUGUCUCCAAUGACCCCAAGGAGUGCGCCUACGUCGUGACCCGGCUGACGGAGAACCACGAGUACGAGUUCCGAGUCAUGGCCCAGAACAAGUUCGGUGUUGGCCCGCCGCUGAUGAGUGAGCCAGAGAAAGCCCGAAACCUCUUCACUGUCCCUGGUCAGUGUGAGAAGCCGACGGUGACGGAUGUCUGCGUGGAGUCCAUGAAGGUCAGCUGGGACGAGCCCAAGUACGACGGCGGCUCCCCCAUCACCGGAUACUACGUGGAGAAGAAGGAGACGACUGCAAAGCGCUGGGUCCGUGUCCUCCGCGAGCCAAUCAGAGCGCUGCCUCUGGGCAACAACUGGCAUGUCACCGGCCUGCAGGAGGGCGCCUCCUACCAGUUCAGGGUCAUCGCUGUCAACGCCGCCGGCUGCGGCCUGCCCAGCGUGCCCUCUGACCCCAUACUCUGCAGAGACCCCAUCAAGCCUCCCGGGCCGCCCAUUCCCAAAGUGACGGACUGGACCAAGUCUACGGUCGAGCUGGAGUGGAUCCCUCCACUGGCGGACGGAGGGUCAAAGGUCACCGGGUACAUUGCCGAGUUCAAGGAGGUUAACAAGGAGGAGGAAGAGAAGAAGGCUCAGAGGAGGCUGCUGCUGAGUGGCGCCGAGGAGGAGGAGAAGGAGCCCGAGAGCGAGGAGAGCUGGCAGAAGGCGAAAGACACCGAGAUCAGAGGGACCAAGUUCGUGGUUCCUGGUCUGAAGGAGGGCGGUCUGUACCGCUUCAGAGUCCGAGCUGUGAAUGCCGCUGGAGUCGGAGAGCCGGGAUACGUGUCGGAGCUCAUCGAGACCAAAGACAGAACCAUUCCUCCGGAGAUGGACCUGGACGCCUCUGUGAAGGAGAAGAUCGUGGUCCACGCCGGCGGCACCAUCCGCAUCAUCGCCUAUGUGUCGGGUAAACCCGCCCCGCAGAUCUCAUGGUGCCGCGACGACGCCGAGGUGCCCAAAGAGGCCGCGGUGGAGAAGACAGGCAUCUCCAACUCGCUGGUCAUCAAGAACUGCAAACGCCAACACCAGGGCAUCUACACGCUGAGCGCUAAAAACGAGGGUGGCGAGAGGAAGAAGGCCGUCAUCGUGGAGGUGCUCGACGUCCCCGGACCCGUCGGCCAACCCUUCGCCGGCGAGAAUCUGACCAACGACUCCUGCAAGCUGACCUGGUACUCCCCCGAGGACGACGGCGGCUCGGCCAUCACCAACUACAUAAUCGAGAAGAGGGAGGCAGACCGCAUGGGCUGGACGUCGGUGUCCUACACGGUGACCCGGAACAACGCCGUGGUGCAGGGACUCAUCGACGGGAAGGGCUACUUCUUCAGGAUCGCCGCCGAGAACAUCAUCGGCAUGGGACCGUUCAUCGAAACCGACAAGAUGGUUCUCAUCAAGGACCCCAUCUCUGUCCCUGAGCGUCCAGAGGACCUGCACAUCACCGCCGUCACCAAGGAAUCCCUGUCGGUCGCCUGGAGACCGCCCAAAUACGAUGGCGGCGCCGAGGUGACGGAGUACAUCCUGGAGUCCCGCAUGGUCGGCAAGGACAGCUUCACCCGCGUGGGUGGAGACACCAAGCUGAUGGACAGGAAGUUCACCCUGACGGGGCUUAAGGACGGCUCGAGCCACGAGUUCAGAGUCUCUGCCGUCAACCAGGUGGGACGGGGCAAACCGUCCUUCGCCACCAAACCCGUCCAGUGCAAGGACGAGCUGGAACCGCCAAACCUGGACCUGGACUUCAGGGACAAGAUGAUGGUGAAGGUGGGAGACGCCUGCAUGCUGUCGGGACGCUACAGCGGCAAACCGGCCCCGACUAUCACCUGGAAGAAGAACGAGGAGGAGCUGAAGGCCGACGAUGACAUCAGCCUCCACAGCACCACGCGCCAUCUCAGCCUCAACAUCGCCCACACCAAGAGGGACCACAGCGGCCUCUACGCCGUCAGCGUGGACAACGCCGCCGGCUCCCGCUCUGGACUCUGCACCCUCACCGUGGUCGACCGUCCUCAGCCUCCGGAGGGCCCCGUGGUCUUCAACGAGGUCUACAGGAACUACAUGGUGGUCUCCUGGAACCCCCCGCUGGACGACGGAGGCUGCGCCGUCUCCAACUACAUCAUCGAGAAGAGAGACACCAACAGAGACCUGUGGAUGCCCGUCACCGCCUCCUGCACCAGGACCACCUGCAGGGUGCCGAAGCUGAUCGAGGGUCGUGAGUACAUCAUCAGGAUCAUGGCUCAGAACAUCUACGGCAUCAGUGAGCCGCUGCUGUCUGCAGAGAUGAAGGCCAGAGACGUCUUCAAGGUGCCUGACGCUCCCAAACAGCCCACAGUGAAGGAGGUUUAUCACGACUCGGCCCUCAUCAGCUGGGAGCCUCCUGCUGACGGAGGAAAACCAAUCACAGGCUACAUUGUGGAGAGGAAGGAGACCAUGGCCAAGAGGUGGGUUCGCUGCAACACGGACCGGAUCUACCCGAAGGUGGAGUACUGGGUGACGGAGCUGCUGCAGGGCUGCGAGUACGAGUUCAGAGUCAGCGCUGAGAACGUGGUCGGCGCCGGAGACCCGAGCCCGCCGUCCAAACCCGUCUUCUCCAAAGACCCCAUCGUGAAACCCGGCCCACCCGUCAACCUCCAGGCCAUCGACUUCACCAAGGAGUCGGUGACGCUGUCCUGGCAGCCGCCCACUGACACCGGCAGAGGGAAGAUCUUCGGAUACCUGCUGGAGUUCCAGAAGGCCGGAGAGGAGGAGUGGCUGCAGGUGAACCAGACUCCGGACUCCUGCCAGGAGACCAAGUUUAAGGUGAUCGGCCUGGACGAAGGCGCUCUGUACCGCUUCAGAGUCAUGGCCGUCAAUGCCGCCGGAGUGUCCGACCCCGCCAACCUCACGGAGCCAAUCAGAGUGCAGGACAGACUUGAGCCCCCAGAGCUCAUUCUGGACGCCGCCAUGACCCGCGAGGUGAGGGCGAUGGCCGGCACCCACAUCACUCUGAUGGCCGCCAUCAAGGGCGUGCCAUUCCCCACCGUCACCUGGAAGAAGAACGACGCCGAGGUCCCCACCAGGGCCGACAUCGAGACCAACCAGGCCGGCACCAAGCUGGAGAUGAGGUUCUGUCACCGCGGAGACUGCGGAGACUACACGCUCACCGUGGAGAACCCGGCCGGCUCCAAGACCGCCAUCUGCACCGUGCUGGUGCUCGACAAACCGGGUCCCGUCCAGCACCUGCGGGUGUCUGACGUCAGGAGCGACUCCGCCUACCUGUCCUGGAAGGACCCGGAGGACAACGGCGGCAGUCGCAUCACCAACUUCGUGGUGGAGAAGAAGGACACGGCGUCCACUCAGUGGGUCCCCGUCUGCUCCACGUCCAAGAAGCGCAGCAUGACGCUGAAGUACCUGAUGGAGGGCACUUCCUACACCUUCAGGGUCGCUGCCGAGAACGUGUACGGCCGCAGCGGAUAUCGCGAGACGCCAAAGCCCAUCAAGGCCAUGAACCCGCUCUUCCCUCCUGGUCCUCCCAAAGACCUGCACCACAGCGACGUGGACAAAACCGAGGUGUGGCUGGUCUGGAACUGGCCCGACCGCAACGGAGGAAGUGAGAUCACCGGCUUCCUGGUGGAGUAUCAGGAGGAGGGAGAGAAGGAGUGGGACGAGUGGAAGGUCGUGAGCAUCCCAGAGAGUCAUGUGACCGGCCUGGAGGAGGGAAAGACCUACCGCUUCAGAGUGAGGGCAGAGAACGCCAUCGGCCUCAGCAGACCCGACACCACCGUGCCCAUCCUCUGUCAGGAGAAACUGGUUCCUCCGAUCCUUGAGGUGGACCUGAAGCUCACUGAGGGUAUCACGGUGAAGGCCGGCACCACCAUCAGGCUGCCAGCUAUCAUGAGAGGAAUCCCCGUUCCCACCGCCAAGUGGUCCAUGGACGGAGAGGAGAUCAAGAGUGAGGGAAACAUCAAGAUCGACACAGACAACUUCUCCACUGUGCUUAGCAUCAACGAGUGCACCAGGAACCACACCGGCUCCUACCUGCUCACCGUGUCCAACCCGGCCGGAACCAAGACAGCUGCCCUUAACGUCACAGUCCUAGAUGUUCCCGCCGCUCCCAUCGGCCCUGUCAACAUCUUGGAGGUCACUCCUGACUCCAUGAUGAUCGAGUGGCGUCCUCCCAAGGACGACGGCGGCAGCCCUGUCACCAACUACAUCGUGGAGAAGAGAGAGUCCAACAAGGGAACAUGGGGAGGCGUGAGCUCUGGCAGCCUCGCCACCAAGAUGAACAUUAUCCGCCUGCAGAGGGGCGUAGAGUACGUGGUCCGUAUUCGUGCCGAGAACAAGAUGGGCAUCGGCGCUCCUUUGGAGAGCAAGCCCACCGUCGCUGAGCACUCCUUCAUGCCGCCCAGCCCGCCUGGUAAGCCACAGUUCUCUGAUGUCUCAGAGGAUGCCGUUACAGUGGGCUGGACCAUGCCCCUGUCCGACGGCGGCAGCCAGAUCACAGGCUACAUCAUCGAGCGCAGACAUAAGGGAGGAAAAUGGAUCCGCGUCAACAAGACGCCCUGCAAGGACCUGAGGUACAGAGUGCUGGGUCUGUUUGAGGGCAACGAGUACGAAUUCAGAGUGUUUGCUGAGAAUAUCGCCGGCUACAGCGGCCCUUCUCCUGUCUCCGACACCUGCAAGCCCUGCAGGCCCAUCACCGUUCCCAGCGCCCCUGUCAACCCCAAAGUCAAAGACUACAGCAAGACCACCGCCUACCUGGUGUGGACCAAACCCACCAGAGACGGAGGUAGCCCCAUCCUGGGCUACACCGUGGAGAUGAAGAAGGGGGACACUGAAGAGUGGAAAACGAUGAACCUGGACGACUUCGUAAAGCAGUGCGCCUUCACGGUGAAGGGUCUGGAGGAGGGCGUGACCUACAGGUUCAGAGUCUACGCCUCCAACAUGAUCGGAGAUGGAGAGUCCAGAGAAAUCCCAGAGUCCAUCGUCGCUCAGGACAUCGUGAUCCCUCCAGAGAUCGAGAUGGAUGCCACCUGCCGCGAGCACCUCACCGUGCGUGUCGGACACAACAUCAACAUCAUCGGCUACAUCAAGGCCCGCCCAGACCCAGAGGUGAUCUGGUCGAAGGGGGAGAUGGUCAUGGAGAAAAGCAAACGUGUCACAAUCAUGCAGAACUUGCCCGUGGUCCAUCUGAGGAUCAAAGAAGCCACGAGAGACGACCAUGGAAAAUACAUCCUGAAGGCUUCAAACGAAGGCGGCGAGGCGUCCUGCAACAUCACAGUCAACGUUCUGGACAGACCCAGCCACUGCCAAAACCUGCACACCACCUACGCCACCAGGGACUCCUGCAUGAUCAACUGGGAGGCCCCCAAAGACAACGGUGGAUCUGAGAUCACCAACUACAUUGUGGAGUGCCGUGAGCCCAGCAUCAGCAUGUGGUCCAUGAUCUCCUCCAACUGCACCAACCGCAAGAUCAAGGCCAAGCUGAUGGAGGGCCACGAGUACCUGUUCCGUGUCUGCGCUGUCAAUAAGAUGGGCCCUGGACCCUGCGUGGAGAUCAAGACCCCUCUGCUGGCCAUCGACCCCAUCGAGAAGCCCGGUGAGCCCGAGAACUUCAGGGCCACUGACAUCGGGAAGAACUACGUCUACCUGAGAUGGAGGAAGCCCGACUACGACGGCGGCAGCCCCAACCUCUCCUACAACCUGGAGUGCAAAGCCAAAGACGCUGAGCAGUGGGAGAAGCUCAAUGCCGGCACACUGACCAACACCUUCUUCAUGGCUGACAAGUGCACAGAGAACCAGACCUACACCUUCAGGGUGCAGACGGUCAAUGAAGGAGGGGAGAGUGCGUGGGUGAAACUUGCGGACAUUGUGGUGAAGGAGGAGAUCCAGAAGCCGGUCCUGGACAUGAAGCUGGCUGGAACUCUGACGGUGAAAGUUGGAGAGUCCGCCCGCAUGGAGGCCGGCCUGAGAGGAAAGCCGCAGCCCGAUGUCAAAUGGACCAAAGACAAAGCGGUCGGAGACAACCCCAGAAUCAGCUAUGAAACCGGACCAGAUUACUCCAAGUUCCUUCUGACCAAGUCCAGACGCAGCGACAGCGGGAAGUACAUCAUCACUGCCACCAACUCGGCCGGCACCUUCACGGCUUACGCCAACCUGAACGUCCUGGACGUCCCCGGCCCCGUCAGGAACCUCAGGAUCACUGGUAUCGGAGCUGAAAGGUGCAGGGUGGUCUGGGACGCUCCGGAGGAUGACGGAGGCUGUGAGGUGGACAGCUACAUCCUGGAGAAGUGCGAGACCAGGAGGAUGGUCUGGUCCACGUACUCGGCCUCCGUGGUUACACCAUACUGCAACGUCACUCGUCUGGUGGAGAACAACGAGUACAUCUUCAGAGUGAGGGCCGAGAACAAGAUGGGAACCGGCCCCGCCAUCGAGAGCAAGCCCAUCACUGUCAAGACCCAGUUCAACAGACCUGGACCCCCUGAGGCACCUGAGGUCACCAAGGUCAGUAAAGACGAGAUGACGGUGGUCUGGGCUCCUCCAGAGAACGACGGUGGAAAGUCCAUUACUGGCUACAUCCUGGAGAGGAAGGAGAAGCGGGCCGUGCGCUGGGUGGCGUGCACCAAGAGUCCCAUCUCCGAGAGACGCAUGAAAGUCGCCAACCUGAUCCCCAACCACGAGUACCAGUUCAGGGUGAAGGCCGAGAACGAGGUGGGCCUGGGAGACCCCAGCAAGCCCUGCAGACCCGUCGCAGCCAAAGAUCCCAUCGAGCCCCCCGGCCCCCCUGCAGGCCUGAAGGUGGGCGACAGCACCAAGACCUCCAUCACCCUGUCCUGGUCCAAACCGGUGUAUGACGGCGGCGCCCCCAUCAUCGGGUACAGCCUGGACAUGAGGCUGAAGAGCGAGGCCGACCCCGAGAAGCCCACCGAGGGCUGGAAGAGGAUCGACACUCACGGCCCGCUGGUGCUCACAGAGUUUACCAUCGGCCAACUGGACGAGAAGCAGGAGUAUGAGUUCAAGGUGUCCGCCAAAAACCAGGUGGGCUGGGGACGUCACGCCUACCUGAAGGAGGCCGUCUCUCCCAAAGAGAUCCUGGAGGCUCCAGAGAUUGACCUGGACGCCAGUUUGAGGAAGGGCCUGUCCGUCAGGGCUGGCUGUCCAAUCAGGCUUUUCGCUGUGAUCAGAGGAAGACCCGCCCCUAAGGUCACCUGGAAGCGCCUGGGCGUGGACAACGUGAUCCGCAGAGGACACGUGGACCAGGUGGACACCAUGUCCUUCCUGGUCAUCCCUGAGAGCACCAGAGAGGACUCUGGGAGAUACUCACUGACUCUGUCCAACUCGGGCGAGAGAAAAGCCGUGUUCGUCCGCGUCAAAGUCCUCGACACUCCUGGACCCGUCGGCGGCCUGGAGGCCACUGACAUCACCAAGACCAAUGCCCAGCUGUCCUGGUUGCCCCCGGAGAACGACGGCGGCAGCCCCAUCACCAACUACAUUGUGGAGAAACGAGAGGUGGACAGGAAGACCUGGAACAAGUGCACCGAGGACCUGAAGAAGACCAGCUUCAAGGUGACCAACAUGACGCCCGGCAUCGAGUACUACUUCAGAGUCACCGCCUGCAACAAGUACGGCAUCGGAGUCCCACAGGACUCGCCCAAGUCCUACCUGGCUGUGGACCCCAUCAGUGAGCCCGACCCUCCCAAGAAGGUGGACGUGUUGGAGAUCACGAAGAACAGCGCCACGGUGGGCUGGCUGAAGCCGCUCAGAGACGGAGGAGCCAAGAUCAACGGUUACGUGGUGGACUAUCAGGAGGAGGGCGCUCCCGAGGACAAGUGGACGCCAUACUCCGUGGUCAAAGACCUGACCAUCGUGGUGGUCGGCCUGAAGGAGGGAAAGAAGUACAAGUUCAGAGUGGCAGCCAGGAACUCGGUGGGAGUCAGUCUGGCCCGAGAGGCGGAGGGAGUGUUUGAGGUCAAGGAGCAGCUGAUGGCUCCAAAGAUCAUCAUGCCAGACAUCAUGACCUUCAGAGCCGGAUCCAAGAUGGUGGUUGAGGCCAUCGUGGCGGGUAAACCUCCUCCCUUCUGCAAGUGGAAGCAGGGCAACGAGGACGUGCUGACGUCUGAUCGCCUGUCCGUUGUUAAGACACUGACGACCUGCUCGCUCAUCAUCAAGAACGUGACCAGAAAUGACAGCGGCUACUACAGCCUGUCUGCCGAAAACAGCACCGGCAAAGUCAACCAAAUCCUCCGAGUCAUCAUCAUGGACAUCCCUGGACCUCCUGAGGCUCCUCUGGAGAUCACCGAGCAGGACAUCGACAGCUGCACGCUGCUCUGGAACUCCUCACAGGAGGACGGCGGCAGCCACAUCACCAACUACAUUGUGGAGAGGUGUGACGUCAGCCAGGGCGACUGGAUCACCAUGUCCGCAUCCUGCACCAAGACCAGCUUCAGAGUCACCAAACUGACACCUGGCAAAGAGUACAGCUUCAGAGUCCGAGCUGAGAACAGGUUCGGCAUCUCUGCACCUAUCUACUCGGAGAGGAUGAUAGCCAGAUAUCCAUUUGAUCCUCCCAGCGAGCCCAGAAACCUGCAGAUCAACAAGGUCUUCAAGGACUUUGUCAUCCUGUCAUGGGAGCGUCCCAGCAGCGACGGCGGCACCCCGAUCACUGGAUACUCCAUCGAGAGGAAGGAGAGGAACAGCAUCCUGUGGGUGAAGGCCAACGAGUCCUUAGUCAAAGCCACACAGUACAGCUGCAGCGGCCUGAUCGAGGGCCUGGAGUACACCUUCAGGGUGUCGGCGCUAAACCUGGCCGGACAAGGCAAACCGUGCAAGCAGACCAACUUCAUCACCGCCAGGACAGCAGUCGAACCGCCGGGUAAACCUGAGCCCAUGGAUGUGACCAAGAACUCCGUCUCGCUGGUCUGGGGCCGUCCCAAGCAUGACGGCGGCAGCAAGCUGAUUGGCUAUUUCAUGGAGUACACAAAGUUGCCAGAGGAGAAGUGGGUACGAUGCAACACCAACUGCAUUAGCAUCCAGACUGAAAGCUACGUGGUGAACGGCCUUGAGGAGGGCCAGCAGUACCAGUUCAGGGUCAUCGCCAAGACCGCCAUAAACAUCAGCCUGCCAUCCGAGCUGUCCGACCCCAUCGCUGUCAUCGCAGAGAACGUUCCUCCUCGUGUGGAGCUGGGCAUCGAAAUGAAGAACCUGAUCGUUGUGAAGGCCGGAGAGAACGUCUGCCUGAACGCCGAGGUGUUCGGUAAGCCGCUGCCCAAGGUGAGCUGGAAGAGAGACGGCGUGCCUCUGGUCCUUGCUGAGGGAAUGAAGAUGAGCCAGAAGAAACACGUCCACCUGUUGGACCUCUUCUCCGUCACCAGGAAGGAGUCUGGAGACUACACCAUCACCGCUGAGAACGUCAAUGGCUCCAAGUACGCCACCAUCAAGGUCAAGGUGCUCGACAAACCGGGCCCUCCCGCUUCUGUGAAAAUCGGCAAGGUGUUUGCCGACCGUGUCAAGCUGCGAUGGGAGCCCCCACUUGCGGAUGGCGGCUCUGAGAUCACCAACUACAUCAUCGAGAAGCGUGAGACCAGCAGGGCCAACUGGGCACUGGUCACCUCCAACGUCCAUGGACACGUCACCGACAGCUCAGUGGAGAAACUCAUAGAAGGACACGAGUACCAGUUCAGAGUCAGCGCUGAGAACCAGUAUGGUGUCGGAGACCCUGUCAUGACCGACCCUGUUACGGUCAAGAACCCGUACGAUGUUCCUGGUCCAUGUGAGCCACCCGUCAUCACCAACAUCACCAAGGACUCCAUGACGGUGAGCUGGAAGGCUCCAGCCAACGACGGCAAGGCCCCCAUCCUGGGCUACAUGCUGGAGAAACGUGAGGCCACCGAGCUGACCUGGGCUAAGGUCAACCGCCGCCCGGUCAUCGACAGGACCAUCAAGGCCGCUCAGCUGACCGAGGGCUCUGAGUACGAGUUCAGAGUCAUCGCCAUGAACAAGGCUGGUCUUGGCAAACCUAGCGACGCAUCCAACGCUGCGCUGGCUGUCGACCCCGUCUAUCCUCCUGGCCCGCCUGCCUUCCCCAAGGUGGUGGACUCUACCAAGACCACCAUCAGCCUCAGCUGGACCAAACCAGCCUACGACGGCGGUUGUGAGAUCAUCGGCUACUUGGUGGCAUGCAAGAGAGCCGACGCUGAGCACUGGACCAAGUGCAACAUCCCCAAAAACCUACAGGCCACCAAGUUUGUGGUGACGGGCCUGAUGGACGACACCGAGUACCAGUUCAGGGUCAUUGCUGUCAACAAGAUCGGUUUCAGUGAGCCCAGCGAGGUCCCUGGAAACCACAUGCCCAAAGACAUCCUGAUCGCUCCUGAAGCCGAGCUGGACGCCGACCUCAGGAAAGCUUUGGUUCUCCGAGCCGGCGUCACCAUGAGACUCUACGUUCCACUGAGAGGACGCCCAGCACCAAAGGUGACAUGGACGAAGGUGGACGGCAACCUGAAGGACAGGCAGGGCGUGCUGAUCAAGACAUCAGACUGGGACACCCUGCUGAUGGUCGAGGACAUCAACAGAUACGACGCAGGCAAAUACGUGCUGUCACUGGAGAACAGCAGCGGCUCCAAGAGCUACACCAUCGUGGUCAAGGUCCUCGAUUCUCCUGGGCCGCCUCAGAACCUGACCGUAAAGGAGACCUCCAGAAGCCACGCCUUCAUCACCUGGGACGCGCCGCUUAUUGACGGUGGUAGCCCUGUCAAGAGCUACAUCGUAGAGAAACGUCUGGCUGAGAGGAAGGCCUGGACCUGCGUGGCGCCCAACUGCCACAAGAUCUCCUACAGGAUCACCAAUCUGGAGGCGGGUCAGGCCUACUGCUUCAGAGUUCUGGCUGAAAACGCCUACGGUAUCGGAGAGGGCUGCGAGACCGCCGGCAGUGUCCGAGCCUCAGAGCAACCUGGUCCAGUGACGGAAUUCAAAGCCAAGAAGACCACCAAGAAUUCUAUCGUUCUGGGCUGGAAGAAGCCCAUCAGCGACGGUGGAAGCUACAUUUCUGCUUAUAUCCUGGAGCAGAGCGAAGGCGAGGACAAGUGGAAGCAGAUCAUGAAGGGCAAGAACACCAUGCACACCAUUGGUGAGCUGACUGAGGGCAAGGAGUACCUGUUCAGGGUCAAGGCGCUCAAUGAGUCUGGAGAGGGGCCACCCACCGAUCUUGCUGUGGUCGCCAAGGACCAGUUUGUGCUGCCUGACUGUAAUUUGAGUAAUCUGCAUGAUGGUUGCUACGUGGUGAAGGAGGGAAGUACCACACGUAUCAACAUCCCCCUCAUCGGAAUACCUGUCCCCACCGCCACCUGGAAGAAGGGCGACAUUGGAAUUGGGGACACCGGCCGAAUGUGCAUAGAGACAUCCCCUGGUGUCACCACUCUGCUGAUCAGAGACUGCCAGAGAGGAGAUGCUGAGACCUACACCAUCAACGUCAGAAACAGCGCUGGCUCCAAGGACUGCAAGUUCCAGCUGAAAGUGGUCGGCAAGCCUGGGAUCUGCACCGGACCCAUUAAGUUUGAUGAGAUCACUGCUGACGGCAUCACCCUGGAGUGGGCACCACCCAAAGAUGAUGGCGGUGCAGAGGUAUCCAACUACAUUGUUGAGAAGAGAAGGACAACGGACAACAAGUGGGCCACAGUGGCUUCAGCCAUCCAGAAGACCACCAUGAGGGUGAUCAGGCUCCACGGCGGAAUAGAGUACAUCUUCAGAGUGUUCGCUGAGAACAAGUAUGGGGUUGGAGAGUAUCUGAGGUCUGACCCAGUCAUCGCCCAGCAUCCAUUUGAUGUGCCCGACGCACCUGCUCCUCCUGAAAUAGCAAGCAUCCACCAGGAGUCAGCCAUCCUGACUUGGGCUGAUCCAAAGGAUACUGGUGGCUCCCCAAUAACUGGAUAUCAUGUGGAAUUUAAGGAGAGAAACAGUCUGAUGUGGAAACGAGCCACUAAGACUCCUCUGAGAGUGAAGGAGUGCAGAGUUACUGGAUUGAUAGAGGGACUAGAGUAUGAAUUCAGGGUAAUGGCAAUGAACAUGGCCGGCUUAGGAAGGCCAAGCAAGGUCACAGAGGCUAUAGUUGCCCUGGAUCCUAUUGAUCCUCCUGGCAAACCUGAAGUGAUUAAUGUCACCAGGACCACGGUCACCUUGAUAUGGACUGCUCCGAAAUAUGAUGGUGGCCACAAACUGACUGGCUACAUGGUUGAGAAGCUGGAGUCUGGCGGCAAGACCUGGAAGAAGGCCAACCAUGUCAACAUCCAGGUCUGUGCCUUCACCGUCACAGACCUGACAGACGGAGACCAGUAUCAGUUCAGGAUCAGGGCCAAGAAUUCUGCAGGAGCAAUCAGUGAUCCUUCAGAGGCUACUGAGCUUCUGACCUGCAAGGACGAGUAUGAGCCUCCAACCAUCACCAUUGACCCAGACAUGAAGGACGUAUCAGUGAGGGCAGGAGACACCAUCGUGAUUUCAGCCUCCAAGAUUGUGGGCAAACCUCCACCCACUGCUGUCUGGUCCAAGGGAGGCCGUGAGUUCAAGACCUCUGACAUCGUCACCAUCACCAGCACCCCCACCUCCUCCACUCUGGCUAUCAAGUACGCAAGCCGGAAGAACACAGGAGAGUACACCAUCACCGCCAGCAAUCCCUUCGGCAUUAAGGAAGAACAUGUGAAGGUGAAGGUCCUUGAUGUGCCUGGACCUCCAGGCCCCAUUGAAGCAAGUAACAUCUCAGCUGAGAAGUGUACCCUGACCUGGCUUCCACCAGAGGAGGAUGGAGGCUCCUCUAUCAAGUCCUACAUCCUUGAGAAGAGAGAGACCAGCCGCCUGCAGUGGACCAAGUUGGCUGAAAACAUUGUGGACUGCAGACAUGUAGCCGGCAAACUGAUCAAGGGCAACGAGUACAUCUUUAGAGUGUUUGCCGUGAACCAGUAUGGCACUGGAGACUCAAGCCAGUCUGGUCCAAUCAAAAUGGUUGACAGCUUCCGCCCACCUGGCCCACCCUCAGUCCCUGAGAUUGAUAACGUCAGCAGGAACGCUGUCACCAUUUCAUGGAAGAGACCAGCACAGGACGGCGGAAGUGACAUUAGAGGAUAUUGUGUAGAGAGGAAAGAGAGGAGAGGAAUGAGAUGGGUGAGAGCCUGUAAGAGGACAGUCCCUGACCUGCGCUUUAAGGUGCAAGGCCUGAGUGAGGGAGUAGAGUAUGAGUUUAGAGUCACUGCUGAGAACAAGGCUGGAUUUGGGGAGCCAAGCGAGCCAUCACAACCUGUGAUGACCAAGGACAUUGUGUAUCCACCUGGUCCACCAUCCAACGUCAGAGUUACAGACACCACAAGAACCACAGCUACCUUAGCCUGGGGCCGACCCCACUACGAUGGUGGUCUUGAUGUAGAGGGAUACAUGGUUGAGUACAAAAAAGAGGGGCAUGAUGACUGGGAGGUGGAGAAUCAGUAUCCAAUGAAAGCUACUGAAUACGUUAUUGGUAAACUUCAAAAAGGAGGCAAAUACCACUUCAGAGUCAUCGCUGUGAACUCAGAGGGAGUCGGCGAGCCUGCAGAGGUUGAGAAAGUGACUGAACUGGUGGACCAGGAGGCGCUGCCAGACUUUGAGCUGGAUGCCGAACUGAGGAGAACCCUGGUGGUCAGGUGCCGUGCCUCAAUCCGUAUGUUUGUUCCCAUCAGGGGUCGCCCUGUUCCAGAGGUAACCUGGAGUAAAGAUGAUACCAACCUGAAAGCACGUGCACACAUUGACACCACAGAGUCCUACACUCUACUGGUUAUUCCUGACUGCACCAGAUACGAUGCAGGAAAGUACAACCUGUGUCUGGAGAACGUUGCUGGAAAGAAGACCGGCUUUGUUAACGUGAGAGUUUUGGACACUCCAGGACCACCAGUCAACGUCAAGCCCAGAGAAAUCACAAACAACAGCAUCACCCUCCAGUGGGAAAUCCCUAUAAUUGAUGGUGGUUCUAAGAUUCACAAUUACGUUAUUGAACAGAGAGCGGCUACCAAGAAGGCUUACACAGUGCUUAAUACUACAUGGCAGAAGUGUUCCUACAAGUUUACGGAUCUGGAGGAGGGAGCUUACUACUACUUCCGUAUCUCUGCUGAGAAUGACCUGGGUGUAGGCGAGCCUGCUGAAUCCCCUGAGCCAAUCAGGGUGUCCCAGGCCCCCUCUUCACCAGAGAACUUGUAUGUCACAGAUGUGACAGCUGACAGUGCCAGCCUGGCAUGGACCAAGCCCCUGCAUGAUGGUGGCAGCUUGAUCACUGGAUACGUCAUUGAGGCCCAGAAGAAGGACUCUGACCAGUGGGUCCAUGUGACAACCAUCAAGGCUCUGGACUACACUGUACCAGAUCUGAUUGAGGGCGCAGAGUAUACCUUCCGCAUAAUGGCUGUCAAUGCAUCAGGCAGGAGCGACCCACGUGAGAGCAGACCUGCUAUUAUCAAAGAGCAGACCUCCGCUCCUUCCUUUGACCUGCGUGGAGUGUACCAGAAGACAGUCAUCGCCAAGGCAGGGGACCGCAUCAAGGUGGAGAUUCCAGUGCUGGGCAAACCCAGACCUGUGGUUUCCUGGAAGAAGGGAGACAUAGCACUUAAGGAGACACAAAGAAUCAACACUGAAACCACACCAACAUCAACUAUUCUCAACAUCAGUGAGAUCAAGAGGAAGGAUGCAGGCCAGUAUUCCAUGACUGGAAAGAACAUGCUGGGCACAGUAACUGAGACGAUCACAGUCCUGGUCCAUGAUAUUCCAGGUCCUCCCACUGGUCCCAUUAAGCUGGAAGAGGUAUCAUGUGAUUAUGUUCUCAUGUCCUGGGAGGCACCAGAGCAUGAUGGAGGUGUUCCCAUCAACAACUAUAUUGUUGAGAUGCGUGAGACUACUGGUACUUCCUGGAUGGAGUUGGCAGCUACAGUGAUCCGUACCACAUUCAAGGCAGCUCGACUCAAUACUGGAACCCAGUAUCAGUUCCGUGUCAAGGCCCAAAACAGAUAUGGCACUGGACCAUGCAUUGUCUCUGAACCAGUGGUGGCUGCCUAUCCAUUUGAUGUGCCAGGCCAACCCGGCAUUCCUUACAUCACAUCUUUCAACAAGGACGCUAUGACUGUGAGCUGGAAUGAGCCAUCCUCUGAUGGAGGCAGUGUCAUUCUUGGCUAUCAUGUGGACAGAAAAGAGAAAAACAGUAUUUUGUGGCAGAGGAUCAGCAAAGCUCUUGUUGUCGGAAAUAUCUUCAAAUCAACAGGCCUUGUUGAUGGAAUUGCAUAUGAACACCGUGUUACUGCUGAAAACAUGGCCGGUCUCAGCAGACCAAGCAAAGCCUCUGAGCCUAUGUAUGCUUUGGACCCAGUUGACCCACCAGGCAGGCCUGUGGCAUUGAAUAUCACCAGACAUGAGGUGACAGUGUCCUGGACCAAACCAGAGGGAGAUGGUGGAUUCUCCAUCACUGGAUACACAGUAGAGAGGAGAGAGAUGCCCAAUGGACGCUGGCUCAAAGCAAACUUCAACAACAUCCUUGAAACCAUCUACACAGUCAGUGGUCUGAUCGAAGAUGCAACUUAUGAAUUCCGUGUGUUUGCUAGAAACUCAGCUGGUGCUGUAAGUGCUCCAUCCCAGCCAUCAGAGGCAAUCACUUGCAGAGAUGACAUUGAGGAGCCCAAGCUCGAUGUUGACGCAUUGUAUAGUAGCAAUGUUGUUGUCAUGGCAGGAGAGGUGUUCAAGCUGGAGGCCAAUGUGACUGGCAGGCCACUCCCAUCUCUAGUAUGGACCAAGGAAGGAAAGGAGCUUGAUGAUACGGCCAAGAUUGAAAUAAAGUCAACAGACUUCCACACAACUCUGAUAAACAAAGAUUCCCUGAGGAGGGAUGGAGGUGCUUUUACUCUGACUGCUAGCAAUCCCGGUGGUUUUGCCAAGUUCACCUACAAUGUCAAGGUGCUCGACAGGCCUGGACCACCAGAUUCCCUCACCGUUACUGACGUUACUGCUGAGAAAUGUGUCCUUAACUGGCUGCAUCCAACACAUGAUGGCGGUGCAAAGAUCGAAUAUUUUAUCAUUCAGAGGCGUGAGACCAGUAGGUUGGCAUGGACAAACGUGGCCACAGACCUUCAGGCGAACAGGCUCAAGGUCACCAAGCUUCUGAAGGGCAAUGAGUACAUCUUCAGAGUCAUGGCUGUUAACAAGUAUGGUGUGGGUGAGCCCAUGGAGUCUGAGCCUGUCAUCUGUGCCAACCCCUAUGUCCCCAGUGACCCACCAUCACAGCCUGAGGUUACCACGAUUACCAAGGACUCCAUGGUCGUCUGCUGGGAGCGCCCUGAACAUGACGGAGGCAGCAGAUUAAACACCUACAUAAUUGAGAGAAGGGAUAAGACUGGUUUGCGCUGGGUGAAGUGCAACAAGAGGACUGUAACUGACCUGCGAUUCAAGGCCUCUGGCCUCACACAAGGACAUGAGUAUGAAUUUAGAGUUUUUGCUGAGAACAAUGCAGGUCUGAGCCAACCCAGUCCCUCCAGUCCAUUCUACAAAGCUGAAGACACCAUCUUCCAGCCAGGACCUCCAGGAAACCCCAGGGUGCUGGACACAACCAAGUCUUCCAUCACCCUUGCCUGGAACAAGCCGGUUUACGAUGGUGGUUCUGAAAUCACUGGUUACAUAGUGGAGACCUGCCUCCCUGAGGAAGAUGAGUGGACCAUUCACACUCCCAAAAAGGGAUGGACAGCCACUUCCUUCACCAUCACCAACUUAAAGGAAAACCAGGAGUACAAAAUCAACAUCUGUGCCACUAACUGUGAGGGAGUGGGAGAGCCUGCUGCUGUUCCUGGAACCCCUAAGGCUGAAGACAGACUGCUGCCUCCAGAAAUUGAACUUGGAGCAGAAUUGCGCAAGGUGGUCUGCAUCAGGGCCUGUAGCACACUCAGGCUUUUUGUUCCAAUUAAGGGCAGACCAGUACCUGAGGUUAAAUGGUCAAGAGAGCAUGGAGAAUCUUUGGACAGAGCUAAUAUUGAAAUCACCCCAUCAUUCACCACUCUUCAGGUAGACAAUGUUGACAGAUUUGAUGCGGGUAAAUACAUAGUGACUGUGGAGAAUGCCUCAGGAAGCAAAUCAGCCUUUGUUAAUGUCAGGGUGCUUGAUACUCCUGGAGCACCUCAGAAUCUGAUUGUCAAGGAGAUCACAAGAGAUUCAGUUUCCCUUGUUUGGGAUGCACCUCUCAUUGAUGGUGGCUCCAGGGUCCGCAGCUACAUUGUGGAGAAACGUGAGUCAACCAGAAAGGCCUACUCAACAGUCUGUGCCAGCUGCCACAAGUCUAGCUGGAAAGUUGGAGACCUGGAGGAAGGAAAAUUGUACUCCUUCAGAAUCCUGGCUGAGAACGAAUAUGGUAUUGGACUCCCAGUAGAGACUGCUGAACCAAUUAAAGUGUCAGAGAAGCCUCUACCACCAGGCAAAGUGUCCCUUCGUGAAGUUACCAGUUCCAGCGUCACACUAACUUGGGAAAAGCCUGACCAUGAUGGUGGCAGCAGAAUCACAGGCUAUAUUGUUGAGAUGCAGGGUAAAGGCAGUGAGAAGUGGACCCAGGUGAUGGUUGUAAAGACCAAUGAGGCUCACGUAACUGGCCUUACACAGGGAGAGGAGUAUAUGUUCCGUAUCUCAGCGACCAAUGAAAAAGGAGUUAGUGACCCACGUCCUCUCAGUAUGCCUGUAGUGGCUAAAGACCUAGUCAUCCCACCAACCUUCAAAAUGCUUUUCACCACAUUUAGUGUACUAGCAGGAGAUGAUCUGAAGAUAGAUGUACCAUAUGUUGCCUGCCCCAAGGCUACACCAACUUGGCUCAAAGAUGGCGUUGUUCUCAAGGAGACAACAAGAGUAAAUUCCGAAGCCACAGACAAAAACCUUCUCCUGAUUAUAAAGGAGGCUUGCAGAGAUGAUGUGGGCACAUAUACCAUCAAACUGACCAACACAGUUGGCGAGGCAUCUACAGACAUCAGUGUUGUUGUUCUAGAUAAGCCUGGUCCUCCAACUGGCCCAAUUAAGUUGGAUGAGGUCACUGCUGACAGCGUGGUUCUGUCCUGGAAUGCACCAGAGUAUGACGGUGGUUGUUCCAUUAACAACUACAUUGUUGAGAAGAGAGACACAUCUACCACUAACUGGCAGAUUGUGUCAGCUACUGUGGCCAGAACCACUAUCAAGGCAGCCCGUCUGAAGACUGGAGUCGAGUACCAGUUUAGGGUUGCUGCAGAGAAUAGAUAUGGCAAGUCCUCAGUCCUGGUCUCUGAAACCAUUGUUGCUCAGUAUCCAUUUGAAGUGCCUAGCUCACCACGUUCUGUUGUGGUCCAGUCAGCCACCAAGGAGAGUAUGGUGGUUGUAUGGGAGAAACCCAGCAAUGAUGGUGGAAGCAAAAUUCUGGGCUACCAUUUGGAGCUCAAAGAGAAAAACAGUAUACUUUGGGUGAAACAGAACAAACAACUCAUCCCAGAGGCCAGAUUUAAAGUUGUUGGCCUUGAGGAGGGUAUUGAUUAUGAGUACAGAGUCUAUGCCGAGAACAUUGUUGGCAUCAGCAAAGCCAGCAAAGUGAGUGAAAUGCAAGUAGCCAGAGAUCCUUGUGACAGACCAGGAAAACCAGAGGCGGUCAUUGUGACAAGAAACCAAGUGACACUCAGAUGGACCAAACCCGAAUAUGACAGUGGCAUCAAGAUCACAGGCUAUGUGGUUGAGAAGAAAGAAGGAGCUGGGCGCUGGAUGAAGGCCAGUUUCACCAACAUCAUUGAGACUGAAUUUGUUGUCACAGGACUUACUGAAGAUCAGAUUUACGAGUUCCGUGUCAUUGCCAAGAAUGCAGCAGGUGUCUUCAGCCAGCCAUCUGAUUCCACUGGAGCCAUCACUGCCAAGGAUGAGGUGGAUCCACCCAAGAUUGACUUAGAAGCUAAGUACUCCCAGGCUGUGGUGGUGAAUGCUGGUGAGAUAUUCAGACUUGAGGCAGGUAUCUAUGGUAAGCCUGUGCCCACAGUACACUGGUUAAAAGAGGGCAAAGAGAUUACUGAAGCAGCUCGCCUAGAGAUCAAGAACACAGACUUUACAGCUUGUAUAGUUGUUAAAGAAGCUAUCCGUGUUGAUGGAGGUCAGUACACUUUGCUCGUUAAGAAUGUUGGUGGAGAAAAAUCUGUUAACAUCAAUGUCAAGGUCCUGGACAGACCAGGUCCACCUGAAGGCCCUAUAUCCAUUUAUGGGGUCACCAAUGAGAAAUGCUCCAUUGCCUGGAAACCCCCCUUGCAAGAUGGAGGUAGUGAUGUUUCCCAUUACAUUGUUGAGAGAAGGGAGACUAGCCGACUGGUUUGGACAGUAGUUGAACCAAAAGUUCAGACACUGAACCUGAAGAUCACAAAACUUCUUCCUGGUAAUGAGUACAUCUUCAGAGUGAUUCCAGUCAACAAAUAUGGCGUUGGUGAGCCUCUUGAAUCAGAGCCUAUGAUUGCCAAGAAUCCAUUUGUCACUCCCAACUCACCAACAGAGGUGGAAGUCUCCACAAUCACUAAAGACUCCAUGGUGGUGACCUGGGAGAGACCAACUAAUGAUGGUGGCAGCCCUAUCCAGGGAUACAUUGUUGAGAAACGUGACAAGGAUGGUGUACGAUGGACCAGAUGCAAUAAACGCACGGUGAGUGAGCUGCGCUUCAGAGUGACGGGGCUCCUAGAAAACCACAGGUAUGAAUUUAGAGUUGCUGCUGAAAAUGCUGCAGGUGUUGGCACACCCAGUGCACCUACAGUGUACUACAAAGCACUGGAUCCUAUCUUCAAAGCCGGUCCACCAAACAACCCCAAGGUUGUUGACACAUCUAGGUCUACUGUUUCCCUGACAUGGGGCAAACCUAUCUAUGAUGGUGGCUGUGAGAUUCAGGCUUACGUUGUUGAGGCCUGCGAUGUAGCAUCUGAUGAGUGGUUUAUGUGCACUCCUCCAACUGGAAUCACAGACACUAAGUUUACAGUGAAAAAGCUUCUGGAGAAGCAUGAGUACCAAUUCAGAGUGUGUGCCAUCAACAAAGUUGGUGUUGGGGAGCAUGGUGAUGUUCCAGGAAAAAUUCUACUGGAGGAGAAGCUUGAGGCCCCUGAUCUUGACCUGGAUGCUGAUAUGAGAAAAAUUAUUAACAUUAGAGCAGCAAGCACUCUCAGGCUGUUUGUUCCUGUUAGAGGUCGUCCAGCUCCAGAGGUGAAAUGGGGCAAGGCAGAGGGCGAGAUUAAGGACACUGCCCAGAUUGACAACACAGGCAGCUAUGCCUCACUUGUCAUUGAAAAUGUUGACAGAUAUGACUCUGGCAAAUACACCCUGACGGCAGAGAAUGCCAGUGGAGUAAAGUCAGUCUUCAUCAGUGUCAGAGUCCAGGACUCACCUAGUCCACCAGCUAACUUGAUGGUAAAAGAGAUUACCAAGAAUUCUGUCACUCUUACUUGGGAGCCUCCUCUUCUGGAUGGCGGCUCAAAGAUUAAGCAUUAUCUUGUUGAGAAGCGUGAGAGCACAAGGAAAGUUUAUUCUACCAUCACCACGUGUAACAGGAUGUCAUGGAAAAUUGAGCCUCUUCCAGAGGGUGGAAUCUUCUUCUUCAGAGUCCUGGCUGAAAAUGAAUAUGGUGUGGGUCUCCCCGCUAAAACUUUAGAACCAGUCAGAAUAUCUGAAAAGCCUCAGCCACCUGGUAAGGUCAGUGUUGUCGACGUCACUAAUAGCACCGUAACUCUCACUUGGGAGAAGCCUGAACAUGACGGCGGCAGUAGGAUCAGUUACUAUGAGGUCGAACUGGCACCUAAGGACAGUGAAGCUUGGUCUGUGUGCGCUAGUGGGAAGACACUGGAGACUGUAGUGCAAAACCUACUCAAGGGAGAGGAGUACCAGUUCAGAGUUAUUGCUGUAAAUGAGAAAGGCAAAAGUGACCCCAGACAACUGGCUCACUCAGUUGUGGUCAAGGACCUUGUGAUUGAGCCUGCUGUUAGACCCAAAUCGAGCACCUACAGUGUCCAGGUUGGGUAUGACCUCAAGAUAGAGGUCCCAAUUGCUGGUCAUCCAAAACCAACCAUCACUUGGACCAAGGAUGGAGCAGCCCUUAAGCAAACUACCAGAGUCAAUGUCACCGACUCACCACGUCUGACCACUCUUACUAUAAAGGAUGCUACCAAAGAGGAUGGAGGCAUGUACAGCAUCAAUGUUGCCAAUUCCCUAGGUUCCAAGGAUGCCACUAUUGAAGUGAUCACCCUGGAUAAACCAGGCCCACCAACAGGCCCUGUCAAAAUAGAGGAUAUCAGUGCUGAGAGCAUGACUCUUACCUGGGAACCUCCUACAUAUACAGGUGGCUGCCCAAUCUCCAACUAUGUUGUUGAGAAGAGAGAUACGACGACAACCAGUUGGGUGGUUGUGUCUGCCACUGUGGCCAGAACCACACUUAAAGUGUCCAAUCUGAAGACAGGCAGUGAAUACCAGUUCCGAGUCUAUGCCGAGAAUAGAUAUGGAAGGAGUUAUGCAAUUGAUUCAGAGCCUGUUGUGGCACAGUACCCAUUCCAGGAACCUGGCCCACCAGGAACACCAUUUGUAUCAUCAUACUCUAAGGACUAUAUGGUGGUUGAAUGGCACAAACCCCCAUCUGAUGGAGGCAGCUCCAUCUUAGGCUACCAUCUGGAGAGGAAGGAGAAGAACAGUAUCCUCUGGACCAAGAUCAACAAAAUGCUCAUCCAAGACUGCAGGUUCAAAUCUACUCCUCUUGAGGAAGGCAUUGAGUAUGAGUACAGAGUCUAUGCUGAGAAUAUUGUUGGCAUUGGAAAGUGCAGCAAAAUCUCUGAGGUUUAUGUAGCUCGCGACCCAUGUUAUCCUCCUGGCCGUCCUGAUGCUGUGAUUGUGACCAGGCACUCAGUGAAGCUGAGAUGGACUCCUCCAGAGUACGAUGGUGGAAGCUUAAUUACUGGUUAUGUAGUGGAGAAACGUGAUCUUCCUGAAGGAAAGUGGAUGAAGGCCAGCUUUGCGAAUGUCAUUGAACUUGAAUUCACAGUUACUGGCCUAACAGAAGACAGUAAAUAUGAUUUCAGAGUAAUUGCACGUAAUGCUGCUGGUGCUGUCAGCAAGCCCUCUGAGAGCACAGGAUCCAUCACAGCCAAGGAUGAAGUUGACCCGCCUAAGUCUGAGACCGAUCCUAUGUACAACCAGACCAUUAUUAUCAAUGCUGGAGAGACUUUCAAUCUGGAGGCCAGUGUGGAAGGAAAGCCCAUCCCCACAGCUCAGUGGUUCAAGGGAAAUGUUGAAGUGGAAAACUCAGCAAGAACUGAAAUCAAAAACACAGAUUUUAAGGCUCUGCUGGUUGUGAAGGAUGCUAUCAGAGUGGAUGGUGGACAGUACACACUGGUACUGACUAAUGUGGCUGGAACCAAGACUGUUCCAUUCAGUGUCAAGGUCCUGGACAGACCAGGCCCCUCAGAGGGACCUCUUACUGUCAGCAAUGUCACUGAGGAGAAGUGCUCACUGUCAUGGCUGCCCCCUAGGCAUGAUGGAGGAGCUAGCAUUUCUCACUACAUCAUUCAGAAGAGAGAAACCAGCCGCCUUGCAUGGACUGUGGUCUCUGCCGACUGUGGAGCAACCAUGUUCAAGGUUACCAAACUGUUGAAGGGCAAUGAGUACAUCUUCAGAGUCAUGGCUGUUAACAAAUAUGGUGUGGGCGAGCCUCUUGAAUCAAUGCCAGUUAUCAUGAGAAAUCCAUUUGUUCCUCCUGGCUCACCUCGGGAGUUGGAGAUCACCAACAUUACCAGGGACUCCAUGACUGUCUGCUGGAACCGCCCUGAGACCACUGGAGGCAGUGAGAUUGUUGGUUACAUUGUUGAGAAGAGAGACAGAGCUGGAGUGAGAUGGACCAAGUGCAAUAAACGCAGAGUGACAGACUUGCGUUUCAGAGUAACAGGACUGACUGAGGACCAUGAGUAUGAAUUCAGGGUAUCUGCAGAGAAUGCAGCUGGAGUGGGUCAACCAAGCCCAGCUACACCCUACCUCAAAGCCUGUGACCCCACCUUUGAACCGGGCUGUCCCUCUAAUGCCCAUGUCCUUGACGUUACUAAAGACACCAUCACUGUAGCCUGGCACCGGCCUAUCUAUGAUGGCGGUUGUGAGAUUCAAGGAUACUCUGUGGAAAUUACUAAGGCUGAUGAGGAGGAGUGGACCAUAUGCACUCCACCUUCUGGAGUCAAUGCUACCAAGUUUACCAUCACAAAGUUGGUAGAGCACCAGGAAUACAAGGUGCGCAUAUGUGCCAUCAAUAAGCUGGGUGUUGGUGAGCCCACUGAGAUUGAGGGAGUUGUGAAACCUAUGGAUAAGAUUGAUCCUCCAGAGAUGAUUCUGGAUUCAGAGCUAAGGAAGGGAAUAGUUGUCCGCGCAGGAGGCUCAAUGAGAAUCGGCAUUCCAUUCAAGGGUCGUCCUUCUCCUGAGAUCACCUGGGCCAAGGAGGAUGGAGAACUGCCCAGUAAAGUUCAGAUAGAGAGUAGUGAAGAUUAUACUCAGCUCUCUGUUGACAUCUGUGACAAAUAUGAUGCCGGAAAAUAUAUUCUCAAAUUGGAAAAUAGUGCUGGUGCCAAAUCAGCCUUUGUCUCUGUUAGAGUUCUGGACACUCCUGGGGCCCCUCUGAACCUGACAGUCAAAGACAUUAAGAGGGAAAGUGUCACUCUCACCUGGGAGCCUCCUCUUAUCGAUGGGGGUUCAAGAAUCAAGAAUUACCUGGUUGAAAAGCGUGAGUCCACUAGGAAGGUAUUCUCUAACGUGGAUAACAAGUGCACAAAGACAAGCUACCGAAUCACUGGCCUCACUGAGGGAAUGAUUUACUAUUUCAGAGUUCUUGCAGAGAAUGAGUUUGGUGUAGGACAAGCAGCUGAGACAGAAGACUCCGUUAAGACCUCUGAGCCUCCUCUGCCAGUGGGUAAGGUCACUUUGACUGAAGUGACCAAGACCUCUGCCUCACUCUCCUGGGAGAAGCCAAACCAUGAUGGAGGCAGCAGAAUCAUGGGCUACUACAUUGAGAUGCAACCUGUCGGUUCAGAGGAAUGGGUGGUGGCCACCACAACUAAAACUUGUGAGGGUGCUGUCACAGGCCUCAGCUCAGGCCAUGAGUACCUGUUUAGAGUGUCAGCUUUCAAUGAGAAGGGCAAGAGUGACCCCAGAGCUCUGGCUGCACCAGUCACUGCAAAAGAUGUAACUAUUGAGCCCAGAUUCAAGAUGGUGUUCAACACUUACAGUGUACAGAAUGGCGAGGACCUGAAGAUUGAGAUUCCAGUGAUUGGACGCCCCGUUCCCAAGGUUGAAUGGAAGAAGGAUGGUCAGGCUAUUAAGGAGACUACAAGACUCAAUGUAUCCAGCACACCUUCAUCUACUAAGCUGGUAAUUAAGGAUGCUAAUAAGGAAGACUCUGGUAAAUACACCAUCACAGCCACCAGCAGUGCUGGAACAGCUACAGAGGAGAUCACUGUCAUUAUUCUUGAUAAGCCUGGACCACCCACAGGCCCUGUGAAGAUUGAGGAAGUGAGCUCUAAUUAUGUCACUCUCUCCUGGGAGCCACCAGAGUAUACUGGAGGCUGCCAGAUCAACAACUACAUUGUGGAGAAGAGAGACACCACUACAACAGCAUGGCAGAUUGUUUCUGCUACUAUUGCCAGGUCAACCAUCAAAGUUACCAACCUUAAGACUGGAACUGAAUACCAAUUCAGAGUGUCUGCUGAGAAUAGAUACGGAAAAAGUUCUGCCAUUAUCUCUCCUACUGUUAUUGCUCAGUAUCCAUUUAGUGAGCCUGCUGCCCCAGGGACACCAAUUGUCUCUGCUGCAACCAAGGAUCACAUGGUUGUUGAAUGGAAGCCUCCCACCAACAAUGGAGGCAGCCCCAUCCUCGGCUAUCACCUUGAGAGAAAGGAGAAGAACAGCCUGUUGUGGACUAAACUUAACAAGCUCCUAAUCCCAGAGACACGUUUCAAGACUACAGAGCUGGAAGAAGGUAUUGAGUACGAAUUCAGAGUUUAUGCUGAGAACAUUGCUGGACUCAGCCCAGCUAGCAAGGUCUCUGAGAGCACAGUAGCCAGGGACCCCUGUGACCCGCCAGGUACUCCUGAAGCUAUUAACAUCACCAGAAAUCUUGUGACACUUCAGUGGACCAGGCCUCAGUAUGAUGGUGGCAGUGCAAUCACUGGCUAUGUGAUAGAGAGGAGGAAGCACCCAGAUACCCGUUGGAUGAAGGCCAGCUUCACCAACAUCAUUGAUACCCAGUAUACAAUCACUGGCCUGACUGAGGACUGUGUUUACGAGUUCAGAGUUAUUGCCAGGAAUGCUGCUGGCAUAUCCAGUCGUCCAUCUCAGAGCACAGGAGAAAUUACUGCCAAAGAUGAAAUUGAGGCUCCGGAGGCCACCCUGGAUUCUAAAUUCAAGGAUCUGACUGUUGUUAGUGCUGGUGAGACUUUCGUAAUUGAUGCUGACUACACUGGCAAGCCUCUACCUGAAGUCGUUUGGUUAAAGGACGGAAAGGAGAUUGACAAAACCAUACCAAGAAUGGAGGUCAAGACCACACUCACACGUACCAUCCUGACAGUCAAGGACUGCAUCAGAGUGGAUGGUGGUCACUUUACCCUCAAACUUAUCAAUGUGGGAGGUGUCAAAAUGAUCCCAGUUAAUGUUAAAGUUCUGGAUAGACCUGGUCCUCCUGAUGGCCCGCUAGAAGUUAAAGGUGUCACAGCUGAGAAGUGUUACCUGCACUGGAGCCAUCCCUCACAUGAUGGUGGAGCCAGCAUCUCUCACUACAUCAUUGAGAAGAGAGAGACUAGUCGUUUGUCAUGGACCAUGGUUGAGCCCAAGAUCCAGGCCAUAAGCUACAAAAUCACAAAACUGCUGCCUGGCAAUGAAUACAUCUUCAGAGUCACAGCUGUAAAUAAAUAUGGUGUUGGUGAGCCUUUGGAAUCUGAGCCUGUUAUUGCUCGUAACCCCUUCACCACUCCCAGUGCCCCCUCCACCCCAGAGCCCAGUGCCAUCACGAGGGACUCCAUCGUGCUUACAUGGGAGAGACCAGAGCAUAAUGGAGGAGCUGAGAUUGAAGGAUAUGUCCUUGAAAAACGUGACAAGGAUGGCAUCAGAUGGACUAAGUGCAACAAGAAGAGGCUGACUGACCUUAGAUUUAGAUGCGCUGGCCUCACAGAGGGCCACUCUUAUGAAUUCAGGGUCUCGGCUGAAAAUGCUGCUGGUGUGGGAAAGCCUAGUGUGCCAAGUGAAUACAUCAAGGCCUGUGAUGCCAUCUAUCCGCCAGGAGCUCCAAAUAAUCCCAAAGUAACUGACCAUUCAAGCACCACAGUCUCUCUGUCCUGGUCAAGGCCUAUCUAUGAUGGUGGAGCACCAGUCAGUGGAUAUGUUGUUGAAAUGAAGGAGGCAACAGAUGAUGAGUGGAUAACUUGCACCCCACCCACUGGUGUUCAGACCACUCACUACACUGUGAAGAGACUGAAGGAGAAUGCAGAGUACAACUUCCGCAUCUUUGCUGUAAACUGUGAGGGUGCAGGAGAGCAUGUGGACCUACCUGGUUCUGUGAUCGCUGCAGAGAAGCUGGAGGCUCCUGAAAUUGAACUGGAUGCUGACCUGAGGAAGAUGGUUAAUGUUCGUGCCACCGCUACCUUGCGUCUGUUUGUGACAAUCAGAGGAAAGCCUGAGCCUGAGGUCAAAUGGUCAAAGGCUGAUGGCACUAUGAAUGAGCGUGCCCAGAUUGAAGUCACAAGCUCUUACACAAUGCUUGUCAUCGAGAAUGUUGAUAGAUUUGAUACUGGCAAAUAUGUACUGACACUUGAGAACCUCAGUGGUUCUAAAUCAGCCUUCAUUAACGUCAGAGUUCUGGACUCCCCAAGCGCUCCUACAAACCUGGGGGUGAAAGAUGUGAAGAGAAAUUCUGUCUCUCUCUCCUGGGAGCCUCCUCUAAUUGAUGGAGGGGCUAAAAUAUCACACUAUAUUGUGGAGAAGAGAGAACAAAAGAGAAUGGCUUUCACCAGUGUUUGCACCAACUGUGUCAGGAAUUCCUUCAUUGUUUCUGAACUGCAGGAAGGAGGCCGAUACUUUUUCCGUGUGUUGGCUGUGAAUGAGCUCGGAGUAGGUCUGCCUGCCUCUACAGAUCAAGUCAAGGUGGCUGAGGCUCCUUUGCCUCCUGGUAAGAUUGUCCUGGUUGAUGUGACUCGUCAUACUGCCACUAUUUCAUGGGAGAAACCUGAUCAUGAUGGAGGCAGCAAGAUUACAAACUUCAUUGUGGAGAUGCAGCCCAAAGGAGAUGACAAAUGGACUGUGUGCAGUGAAGUCAAAGCAAUGGAAGCUACUAUUGGUGGACUCGUAACUGGAGAGGAAUACUCCUUCAGGGUGACUGCUGUAAAUGACAAGGGCAAGAGUGAUCCCAAGCCACUGGCUAACCCUGUGGUGGUGAAGGAUAUCACUCUCCCACCAAUCAUCAACCUGUUGUACGAUAUAUACAGUGUGAAAGCAGGAGAUGACCUGAAGAUUGAUGUUCCCUUCAAAGGCAGACCUCAACCCGAGGUGUCCUGGAAGAAGGAUGGCCAGGCGCUCAAGCAGACAACUAGGGUCAAUGUUCUUACUUCCAAGACGUCAUCCAAGAUUAUCAUCAAGGAUGCGACCAGGGAGGAUGUAGGAAAGUAUGAAAUUACUCUGACAAACUCAGUUGGUACCAAGACAGCUGAGAUAUCUGUUAUAAUUCUGGACAAACCUGGCCCACCAAGCAACAUUAAGAUGGAUGAGGUGAGUGCUGAUUUCAUCUCUCUGUCUUGGGAUCCUCCAUCUUAUGAUGGUGGGUGUCAAAUUAACAACUAUGUAGUGGAGAAGAGAGACACAACCACAACUGCAUGGCAGAUCGUCUCAGCAACAGUAGCCAGGACAUCAAUCAAGGUGACUCGUCUCACUCAGGGAACAGAGUAUCAGUUCCGUAUUGCAGCAGAGAACCGUUAUGGCAAGAGUUCUGCCAUCGACUCUGCUCCUGUUGUUGCCCAGUAUCCCUUCGAGCCUCCUGGCCCCCCUACCAACAUCCAUGUUUCCCAUGCCACCAAAUAUGGCAUGCUUGUGGAAUGGGGCAGACCUGCCAGUGAUGGUGGCAGUCCUGUUAUUGGUUAUCACAUUGAAUGCAAAGAGCAAAGCAGCAUCCUGUGGACCAAGGUCAACAGAGGUCUGCUGGCUGAGAACCAGUUUAAGAUGACAGGCAUUGAAGAGGGUUUGAUGUAUCAGUUCAGAAUCUAUGCUGAGAACAUUGCUGGAAUUGGUCCAUGCACAAAAGCAUGUGACCCUGUGGCAGCCAGGGAUCCAUGUGAAUCUCCACGCAACCUUAGAGUCACCAACAUCACCAGGACCUCAGUUUCCCUCUUCUGGGAGAAGCCAGAGUAUGAUGGUGGAGUAAAGAUAACUGGCUACAUUGUGGAGCGUAAAGAACUUCCUAAUGGCCGCUGGCUGAAAUGCAACUUUACCAACCUGCAAGACACCUACUUUGAUGUCACAGGCCUCACAGAAGAUGUCCAAUAUGACUUCCAUGUCAUCGCUAGGAAUUCUGCGGAGCUGUUGAGUGCUCCCUCAGAGAGCACUGGUCCUGUCACAGUCAAGGAUGAUGUGGACCCUCCCACAAUUAUCCUGGAUGAUAAGUUCAGACAGCUGGUUGUCAUUAAUGCUGGGGAGGUCAUUCGAGUUGAUGCCGAAAUUACAGGCCGUCCACUUCCAGUUGUCUCAUGGUCUAAGGAUGGAAAGGAAAUUGACGCCAAGGCCAGGUGUGAAAUCACCACCACCAACUUCACAACCACACUUAUUGUCAGAGAUGCCAUCAGGAGGGACUCUGGCCAGUAUGUCCUGACCCUGCACAAUGUGGCAGGAACCAGGGCUGUGGCUAUCAACUGUAAGGUUCUGGACAGACCUGGACCUGCCUCAGGACCAUUGGCAGUGUCUGGCCUCACAGCAGAGAAAUGUACACUAACAUGGGGUCCUCCUCAAGAGAACGGCGGUGCAGAAAUCAUGCACUACAUUGUUGAGAAACGUGAGACCAGUCGCCUCACCUGGACCCUUGUCUAUGGUGACAUGAAGGCAACCACCUGUAAAGUGACAAAAUUGCUCAAAGGAAAUGAGUACAUCUUCAGAGUCAGGGGUGUCAACAAAUAUGGGGAUGGUGAGGCACUGGAGAGUGAGCCAACAAAGGCAAUGGAUCCAUUCACAGUGCCUUCAGCUCCCACUAAGGUUGAGGUCACCUCAGUUACUGGUGAGGCUAUGACCAUCUGUUGGGAAAGACCAGUUUCUGAUGGUGGCAGCAGUAUCGCUGGCUAUGUUAUUGAAAAGCGAGAGAAGACUGGCCUUCGCUGGUGCCGUGUCAACAAGAAACCUGUUUAUGACCUCAGAGUCAAAGCAUCAAACCUUCGAGAGGGCUGUGAGUAUGAGUACAGAGUGUUUGCAGAGAACGCUGCUGGCCUUAGUUCUCCCAGCACCCCUUGCCCACUCACCAAGGCUGAAGACCCACAGUUCCUGCCUUCACCUCCCGCUAAGCCGAAGAUCAUUGACUCUACAAAGACCACAGUCACCCUGUCAUGGAAUAAGCCAUUAUUUGAUGGUGGAGCACCUGUGACUGGUUACAGAGUCAAAUACAGGAACAGUUCAGAUGAUGAAUGGUUUGUUGGAGUUCAGAAUACCAAGAACACAGAGUUUACAGUGGUGGGAUUGACACCAGGAACUGAAUAUGUGUUUGUUGUCGAGUCUAUUAACAAGAUUGGAUUCAGUGAACACAGUCCUGAAUCAGACAAACAGGUUGCCAAAGAAAGAGUGGAGGAGCCAGUAUUUGACAUCAGCAAUGAAAUGAGGAAGACUCUUAUUGUGAAGGAUGGUAGCUCAUUCACCAUGACAGUGCCAUUCAGAGGCAAACCCAUCCCCAGUGUUUCCUGGACAAAGCCUGAUGUUGACCUCAGAGUCCGUGCUGUCAUUGACACUACAGACACCUUUACUUCCAUCACCUUAGAGAAAGCAACUCGCAGUGACUCUGGCAAAUACACUGUGACCUUGUCCAAUGUAGCUGGGUCCUCCUCUUUGACACUCAGUGUCAGAGUCCUGGAUUCCCCUGGACCUCCUGCCAAUGUAGGUGUCAAGGAUGUGACCAAGACCUCUGCUACUGUGACGUGGGACACUCCUGAGAAUGAGGGAGGAGGACCAGUCAAGAACUACCUUAUUGAUUUCCGUGAGGCCAGCAAGAAAGGCUGGACUAGGCUGACUGACACAUGCCACAGACUGACAUACAAAGUGACAGACCUGAUGGAGGGAGGAGUCUACUACUUCAGAGUGACAGGCGAGAAUGAGUACGGUGUUGGCGUUCCUGCUGAGACCAAAGAAGGAACCAGAAUCUCAGAAAAACCAAGCCCACCACCAAAGCUGGGAGUGACUGAUGUUACCAAGGAGAGUGUGUCCAUAGCCUGGGCCAAACCAGAGCAAGACGGAGGCAGCAGAAUCACGGGAUACCUGGUGGAAGCUUUGGAGAAAGGCCAGGAGAACUGGUUCAAGUGUGGUGUAACCAAGUUCAUCCACUUCACAGUGUCUGGUCUGAGAGAGAGUGCUGAGUAUUUCUUCAGAGUCAAGGCAGAGAACCAUGCUGGCUUCAGUGAUGCUAAAGAAAUGGUUACCCCUGUUGUGGUCAAAGACCAGCUUGAAUCUCCUGAGAUCAUCAUGAAGGACUUCCCCCAUAACACAGCAUAUGUCAGAGCCGGCUCCACCCUCAAGUGUGAGAUCCCACUGACAGGCCGACCUCUGCCUAAAGUGUCCCUGUCCAAGGAUAAUGUGCUGCUCAAGUCAACAAUGAGGUUCAACUCUGAAGUCACCCCUGACAGCAUCAAGAUCACUCUGCGCGAGAGCAUUGCUGGAGACUCAGGACGCUACGAUAUCACUGCCUCCAACUCCAGUGGAACCACCAAGUCCUUUGUAAAUAUUAUGGUUCUGGACCGCCCCAGUGCCCCUGUUGGACCUGUGGAGCUGUUUGACGUCACAGAGGACAGUGUGAGUCUUAGGUGGCUCCCACCAGCAUACGAAGGUGGCAGCCCCAUCACCAACUACAUCGUUCAGAAGAGAGAGACAACCACUGCCAACUGGAUGGAUGUAUCUUCCUCUGUGGCCCGUUGCACCAUGAAGAUCAUGAAAUUGACCACCGGCCUGGAAUACCAGUUCAGAAUCAGAGCUGAGAACAGAUAUGGAAUCAGCGAGCACAUUGACUCACCAACUGUUGCUGUCAACCUUCCUUACACUAUUCCUGAUGCUCCAUCGACUCCAGAGAUUACUGCCGUCACCAGGGAGACCAUCACUGUAGCCUGGAAGGAGCCAAAGUCAGAUGGUGGCAGCCAUGUGUUUGGCUACCAUCUCCAGAUGAAAGAUAAGAACAGCAUCCUUUGGCAGAGAGUCAACAAAAUGGUGAUCCGUGCCACACACUUCAAGGUCACCAGCAUCAAUGCCGGACUUAUUUAUGAGUUUAAGGUUGCAGCAGAGAACGCGGCUGGAAUCAGUGCCUUUAGCAAGAUUUCAGAUGCAGUGUUGGCUAUUGAUGCCUGUGAGCCACCCAUCAACUUGCGCAUUAAUGACAUCACCAAGAACUCCAUUAGCCUGGUUUGGCAAAAGCCCAACUAUGAUGGAGGAUCCCCAAUCACUGGUUACAUCAUUGAGAAGAGAGAGGGCGUUAGUCCCAAGUGGUCCAAGGCCAACCUCACCAACGUCACAGACACACGCUUCACUGUGACUGGCCUAACCCAGGACGAGUCAUAUGAGUUUAGAGUCAUGGCCAGAAAUGCUGUUAGCUCAGUGAGCAACCCGUCUAUAACUGCUGGGCCAGCCACAUGCGUGGACACCUAUGGUGCCCCAGAGAUUGAGAUUCCUCAAGAGUACUUCAGUGAGGUCAAGUACAGGGCAGAGUCUAAUGUGGAGCUCAAGUUCAAUAUCACAGCCAAACCUACACCCACAAUUGAGUGGUUUAAGGAUGGCAGAGAGCUGGAGCCUACCGCACAGCUCUCUUUCAAACACACAUUCGAGACCACCAGUUUAUUCUUGAAGGAUACCACUCGUCUUAACUCUGGAACCUAUGAGGUCAGGGUGAAGAACUCCCUGGGAACUGCAAGUGCCAUUGUCAGGCUGCUCAUUCAAGACAAGCCAGGCCCACCUGCUGGAGAGAUUCAGUUUAAGAAGGUGACAGCUGACAACAUCACCAUUAUGUGGUCCCCGCCUGCUGAUGAGGGCGGUGCCAUGGUAACACAUUAUAUUGUGGAAAAGAGGGAGACCAGUCGAGUCAUGUGGUCUAUUGUCUCAGAGAAAAUGGUUGACUGCAUUGUUAACGUGGCCAGACUCAUCCAGGGCAAUGAGUAUAUCUUCAGAGUUCGUGGAGUCAACAAGUAUGGCAUCGGAGAUGCACUGGAGUCUGAACCUAUAAUCGCAAGGAAUGCAUUUGUUCCUCCUUCUGAGCCAUCCAAGCCUAAAGUGACCAUGAUCACCAAGUCCACAAUGACAGUGAUCUGGGAAAGACCAGCAUUGGAUGGAGGCAGCGACAUUGACGGCUACUACCUGGAGAAGAGGGAGAAGAAGAGUCUGCAGUGGUUCAAGGUGGUGAAGGGCACCAUCAGAGACACGAGGCAGAAAGUCACCAACCUGGUGGAGAACAAUGAGUACCAGUACAGAGUUUGUGCUGUCAACAAGGCUGGAGCAGGAAACUACUCUGAAGCCUCUGACCUCUACAAGGCCUACGACCCCAUUGAUUUGCCUGGGGAGCCAUCCAAGCUGCGUGUAGUCGACUCCACAAAGACCUCUAUCACCCUUGGCUGGGAGAAACCCGUCUAUGAUGGUGGCAGUGAAAUCACACACUACAGUUUAGAACAGAUGAAUGCAGAGGACAAAGAAUGGGUGAUCAUCAACCCACAGGUCAAAGCCUGUGAGUAUGUGGUGUCUCACCUCAAACCUGGAACCUACUACUUCUUCAGAGUCUCUGCUGUCAACUGCAAGGGCAAAGGAGAGGACAUCAAGAUGUACCAGCCUGUGCAAGCCAAAGAUAUUUUGGAGGAGGCUGAUUUGGACUUGGACGUUCCCAUGACAACCCAAUACACGGUCAGGGCCGGCCGUGAUGUAGAAGUGUUUAUCCCCCUGAAGGGACGCCCCGCCCCCAACAUCACUUGGCGCCGUGGUGACCGCAACAUAGCUGGUGACAACCGCUACACUGUCACCAGCACUGAGCGAGCCACCACACUCCUCAUCCCUAAGGUCACCCGCGAUGACCGUGGCAAGUACCUGCUAGAGAUUGAGAACGGGGUGGGAGAACCCAAGAUCAUUACCGUGUCCAUCAAGGUUCUGGACAGUCCAGCUGUCUGCCAGAAACUGAUAAUCAAGAAUGUGACAAGAGGAAAGCUGACCCUCAGCUGGGAGGCUCCUCUCAUCGAGGGCGGCUCCCCGGUCACUAAUUACAUUGUGGAAAAGAAGGCCUCCACCAUGAAAGCUUACCAGGUGAUCUGUGAUAAGUGUCCCAACACAACUUACAAGGUGACGGGACUGGAGGAAGAUGUAGCUUACUUCUUCCGUGUGUCUGCUGAAAACGAGUAUGGUGUGGGCGACACCUGUGAAACUACUGAGCCUGUAAGAGCCACUGAAACUCCUGGAGCUGUUAAAGACCUGGUGAUGGUGGAUUCUACAAAGACCUCUGUUACCCUGCAGUGGAGCAGACCUGACCAUGAUGGUGGCAGCCACAUUACUGAAUACAUCAUUGAGAAGAGAACCAAAGAAGAUCCCACAUGGACAUUGGGAGCAACAUGCAAGCGUUUGAGCUGUGAGGUGACAGGACUCAAGGAGAAUGCUGUCAUGGACUUCAGAGUGAUGGCCAAGAACGAGAAGGGCAACAGUGACUACUCCCAGAUUGGUCCCAUCACAGUGAAGGACUUCAUCAUUGAACCCGAGGCCAACCUAAGUGACUACCCCAAUGGAGAGCUUGCUGUUCGUAUUGGUCAGAACAUCCACAUUGAGUUGCCUUUCAAGGGUAAACCAAGACCUGCUAUCAGCUGGCUGAAGGAUAACCUGCCUCUGAAGGAAAGUGACAAGAUUCGCUUCAGGACCACUGACAACAAGACUUCAGUCACAGUCAGAGGGGCCAAGAAGGAGCAUGCUGGCCAGUACACCUUGGUUCUGGACAACAGAGUCAUCAAGAACUUCUUUGACAUUAAUGUGAUCACUCUGGGACCUCCCUCAGUGCCUGUUGGUCCCAUCCGCUUUGAUGAGAUUAAAGCCCAGAGUGUCAUCAUUUCUUGGGAUGAGCCAAAGGAUGAUGGAGGUGGUGAGAUCACCUGCUACAGCGUGGAGAAACGUGAGACUUCCCAGGCUAACUGGAAGAUGGUCUGCUCCAGUGUUGUCAGGACCACAUUCAAGAUUCCCAACCUGGUCAAGGGAACUCAGUACCAGUUCAGAGUCCGUGCAGAGAACAAGUAUGGAGUCAGUGAAUCACUCAACUCCUCUGAUGUUGUUGCCCAGCACCAGUACAAACCUCCAGGGCCUCCUGGAAAGCCUGUGGCCUUCAACGUCACCAGUGACGGCAUGACCAUCAAGUGGGAUGCUCCAGGCUUUGAUGGAGGAUCCCCGAUUAUGGGCUAUCAUGUUGAAAAGAAGGACAGGAACAGCCUCUUGUGGGAGAAGGUGAACUCGACCAUCAUCUCCAACAGAGAGCACAGGAUCAUUGGUCUCUUGGAGGGUCUGGAGUACUCCUUCAGAGUCUAUGCUGAGAACAACGCUGGACUUAGCGUUGUUAGUGAACAGAGCAAGCAUGCACUUGCUAUCUCCCCUGUCGAUCCACCUGGCACCCCUGUCUGUAUUGAUGUGACCAGAGACUCAGUCACACUGCAAUGGGAGAUCCCCAAGAGGGAUGGUGGCAGCAAAAUUGUUGCCUACAGUGUGGAGAGGCGCCAAGGUAGAGGCAAAUGGCUCCGAUGCAACUUCACUGAUAUCUCAGAGACCCAGUUCACUGUGACUGGUCUGUCCCCUGGAGACCGAUUUGAGUUCAGAGUCAUUGCCAGGAAUGCCAUUGGUACAGUCAGUCCACCAUCUAACUCUUCUGGAUACAUUAUGACCAAGGAUGAGAGCAUUUCCCCAGAGAUCGAGUGGUCUCCAGACCAGGUGCUCACUCUGAGGGCCGGUGAAAACAUUAAGCUCAGCUGCAGAAUCACUGGACGUCCUGUUCCCCAGAUUGUCUGGUAUAAGGAUGGCAAAGAGGUUGACAAGAGGACCAUGCUUGACAUUGAGAUCACCACCGGCAUUGGCACCAGUAGUGUAUUUGUUCGUGAUGCUAACAGAAACCACCGUGGAAUCUAUACAAUAGAAGCUAAGAACAGCUCUGGUACCAGGAAAGCUGAUGUCAAUGUCAGAGUACAAGAUACCCCUGGGCCUGUCGAUGGCCCCAUCCGUUUCACAGGCAUCACAGCUGAGAAAUGCACCGUGUGGUGGAACCCACCAGAGAACGAUGGCUGUGCUGCCAUCACUCAUUAUGUGGUGGAGAAGAGGGAGACAUCCAGGAUCACCUGGGCCUUGGUCACAUCCAAAUGUGAAGCCUGUUCUUACAAUGCCACCAACCUCAUCAAGGGCAAUGAAUACCAAUUCAGAAUCUCUGCUGUCAACAAGUUUGGUGUUGGCAAACCACUGGACUCUGAUUCAUUUAUCGCACAGAUGCAGUACACUGUGCCUGAUGCCCCUGGUACCCCAGAUGCCACCCACGUGACUGGAAACAGCAUCACCCUGGGCUGGACAAGGCCAAAGUCAGAUGGAGGCAAUGAGAUCAAACACUAUAUCCUGGAGAGGAGAGAGAAGAAGAGCCUGCGCUGGGUAAAGGUUUCCUCCAAGAGGCCCAUCACAGAGCUAAGACACCGUGUCACCAACCUCACUGAGGGCAACGAGUACGAGUUCCGCGUAAUGGCUGAAAAUGGUGCUGGUAUUGGACCAGCCAGCAGCACUUCCAGGCUCUUCAAAUGUAGAGAACCAACCAGUUCUCCCAGUAACCCCACAUUAGUCAAAGUUACUGACUCCACGAAGACUUCUAUCACUGUGGAAUGGACUAAGCCAGUCUUUGAUGGCGGUAUGGAAAUCAUUGGCUACAAUAUCGACAUGUGUAAGGCCAGUCUGGAGGAGUGGCACAGAGUCAAUACACAGAUUUGCAUCCACACCAAGUACACUGCUAAGGGCUUGGUUCCUGGAGAGUUAUACAAGUUCAGGGUCAGUGCUGUGAAUGGAUCAGGAGAGAGUGAACCCUCAGUGUUGCCCAGUGCUGUUCAGGCUGUGGACAGACUUACAUUACCUGAAAUUGACAUUGGUGCCAAGUUUAAGCAGACUCACAUUGUGAAGAAUGGCGGCACUGUCACUCUCCACAUUCCCUUCCGCGGAAAACCAACUCCUCUCGCCACCUGGUCUAAGGUUGAUGGUGAGCUGCCUGUUAUGGCUGAUAUUAACACCACUGAUUCUUCCUCUACUCUGACCAUUGAGAGUUGCACUAGGUACGAAGCUGGCAAAUACACCCUGAGCCUGGAGAACAACAGCGGGCACAAGUCAAUCACAUUCACAGUCAAAGUGCUUGACACACCUGGGCCUCCGGGAGCUAUCACCUUCAAAGAUGUUACCCGUGGAGCCUUGACAGUUAUGUGGGAUGCCCCCACGAAUGACGGUGGAUCCAGAAUCCACCAUUACAUUGUGGACAAGCGCGAGGCCAGCCGCCUGGCCUGGCAGGAGGUCAGCAACAAGAGCUCUCGUCAGAUGAUCAGGGUAACUGGUCUGGAGAUUGGUGUGCCAUAUCUCUUCAGGGUCACUGCUGUUAACCAGUAUGGUCAGGGAGAACCUCACGAGAUGACGGAGCCCAUCGUUGCCACAGAAGAACCCGCACCACCCAAGAGAUUGGAUGUUGUUGACACCACAAACUCCUCGGCCUCCCUUAUGUGGCUGAAGCCCGAGCACGAUGGAGGCAGCCGCAUCAGAGGCUACAUCGUUGAAUUCAGAACCAAAGGCACUGACCGCUGGGUUGUUGGUGGAGAGACCAAAUCCCAGAAGAUGCUGUUGGAGGGUCUGAUUGAGAACACAGAGUAUGACUUCAGAGUCAAAGCCAAGAAUGACGCUGGAAUAAGCGAGCCUCAGGGCACCUUCAGCUCUGUGGUCAUUAAGGAGCCUCGCAUUGAACCUACUGCUGACCUCAGCAGCAUUACCAACCAGCUCAUCAUAUGCAAGGUCUCCAACACCUUCACAAUCAACAUUCCCAUCAGCGGCAGGCCGGCACCCAAGGUCACCUGGAAGCUGGAGGAAAUGAAGCUAAAGGAGAAUGACAGAGUCUCCAUCAGAACCACAAAGGAGAACACGACUUUGGUGGUGAGAGAAAGCAAGAGAAGCGACAGUGGCAAGUACUACCUGAUCCUGGAGAAUGCUGCUGGUGUGAAGACAUUCACAGUGACAGUGAAUAUUGUUGGCAGACCGACUCCACCUACAGGCCCCGUGGGAAUUUCUGGAGUCUCUUCAGAAUCCUGCACUCUCUCCUGGUCCGAGCCAGCUGAUGAUGGCGGCAGUGAUAUCACCAACUACAUCGUGGAAAAACGUGAGUCUGGCUCUGCCUCCUGGCAAGUAGUAAACUCCAGUGUGAAGAGAACCACCAUCAAAGUGACUCACCUUACCAAGUAUAUGGAGUACACCUUCAGAGUGUGCGCUGAGAACAAGUUCGGAGUCAGCAAGUCCACUGAGUCUGCUGCUGUAGUCAUUGAACAUCCAUUUGUUCCUCCAAGUCCUCCAACUCGUCCAGAUGUGGUAUCUGUGUCUGCUAAUGCCAUCAGCAUCAAAUGGGACUUGCCAUAUGCUGACGGUGGCAGCCAGGUGACAGGCUACUGGAUCGAGAAGAAGGAGAGAAACACAAUCUUGUGGGUUAGGGAGAACAAGCUGCCCUGCUUGGAGUGCCAGUACAAGGUGUCCAACCUGAUUGAGGGCCUGGAGUACCAGUUCAGAGUGUACGCCAUGAACAUUGCUGGACUCAGCAAGGCCAGUGAGGCUUCCAGACCUGUGGUGGCGCUCAAUCCUGUUGAUCCUCCCGGUAAACCCGAGGUGACGGACAUCACCCGCUCCUCUGUGUCACUAUGCUGGACCGUGCCAUUCAACGAUGGUGGCAGCAAGAUUGUUGGUUAUGUGGUGGAGAGGAAAGUCUACAGUACAGAUGAAUGGGAUGACAAUCGCUGGCUCAAGUGCAACUACACAACCAUUAGCGAGAACUACUUCACCGUCUCCAACCUGGGAGAGGGAGAGACCUUUGAGUACCGUGUCAUUGCCAAGAAUGCCGCCGGUGUCCACAGCGCACCCUCCGAGACCACUGGGCCGGUCACAUGCAGGGAUGAAUACUCUCCACCAAAAGCUGAACUAGACAGCAAGUUGGUGGGUGAGACUGUCACCGUCAUGGCCGGCUCCGAUCUGGUCCUGGAUGGCGCCGUCGGCGGUAAACCAGAGCCAACUGUGUACUGGGUGAAGGGCGACAAGAUUUUGGAGCUUGGUGAGAAGUACUCACUGACCUACACCGCCACCAGAGCCAUGGCCGUUAUCAAGAACUGUGACAGAUAUGACACGGGCAGAUACAUCCUGACCGUCAAGAACGCCAGUGGAGUCAAGACCGCUGCUGUCAAUGUCAAAGUUCUGGACACUCCUGGAGCUCCAGCUGAUAAGAUUGUGAUCAGCAGAGUGACAGAGGAAAAGUGUACGGUGUCCUGGAAGAUUCCUCUGGAGGAUGGUGGAGACAGUGUCACUCAUUACAUUGUGGAACGUCGCGAGACCAGCCGCCUCAACUGGGUCGUCAUGGAGACUGAGUGCAAGACGCUGUCGUGUGUCAGCACUAGGCUGAUCAAGAACAACGAGUACAUCUUCAGAGUCAGAGGAGUCAACAAGUUCGGACCUGGAGUUCCUCUGGAGUCUGAACCCGUCAUUGCAAGGAACGCCUACACCAUCACGACCCAGCCAGGCACUCCAGAGGCCACAGCUGUGGGUAAGGAGCAUGUCAUCAUCGAGUGGCUGAAGCCCGAGAGCGAUGGAGGCAGCGAGAUCAAAACCUACCUGGUGGAUAAACGAGAAAAGAGCAGCACCAGGUGGACUCGGGUGAAUAAGAAUUACACUAUCUACGACACCCGUCUGAAGAUCGCAGGCCUGAUUGAGGGAAGCGAGUACCAGUUCAGAGUAACGGCUGUCAACGCUGCUGGAGAAAGCCACCCAAGCGACGCCUCACCAUACAUCCUCUGCAGAGACCCAACAUACACCCCCGCUGCUCCAUCAAUACCUCGUAUCACUGACACAACCAAGCACAGCAUCAGCAUGACCUGGACCAGGCCCAUGUAUGAUGGCGGCUCCGAUGUCACCGGCUACGUGGUUGAGAUCCUUGAGGAGGGCUCCGAGCAGUGGUACCGCGCCACUGCUAAAGCUCUCAAGACAAAUGAGUAUGUGACUGCCGGCCUGGCAGCCAAUAAAAAGUACAGAUUCAGGGUCGCCGCCGUUAACAACAAAGGCACCGGCGAGUUCAGUGAGCCGAGCACUGAGGUUGAACCCCUGGAGAGAAUCGAAAUGCCCGACCUGGAGCUGGCUGAGGACCUGAAGAAGACAGUGUGUUUGCGUGCUGGAGGAACUUUGCGUCUGGUUGUAUUUGUCUCUGGCAGGCCGCUACCUCUAGUCGGCUGGAGGAAGAAGGGUGUUGAGCUGCAGAGCCGUGGCUACAUUGAGACCACUGACAGCUACACCGCACUGACAGUGGAGAAGGUCAACCGCUACGACUCCGGAAAAUAUGUUGUGGAGGCAGAGAACCCCUCUGGCAAGAAAACUGCCACCAUCUUGGUUAAGAUCUACGACACUCCUGGUCCUCCAAGUGCUGUUAAUGUGAAGGACUAUACCAAGGAAUCUGUUGUGAUCACUUGGGACGUCCCAAGCAUUGAUGGUGGUGCUCAUGUCAGCAACUACAUCAUCGAGAAACGUGAAGCCAGCAUGAAGUCAUACAAGACCGUCACCACAGAGUGUAGAAAGACCCUGUUUAGGAUCACCGGUCUGGAGGAGGGAGUGCACUACUUCUUCAGAGUCCUGCCGGAGAACAUCUAUGGUGUUGGCGAGCCUUGUGAGACAUCCGAGGCUGUGCUGGUGUGCGAAGUGCCGUCAGUGCCUCAGAACCUCCAGAUCGUUGAUGUCACCAAGUCCUCUGUCUCUCUGUGCUGGGAGAAGCCGCUGUACGAUGGCGGCAGCAGGCUGACAGGCUUUACCAUCGAGGCCUGCAAGGUGGGCUUGGACAGGUGGAGUACUGUGGCUACAGUCAAGGCCUCAGUGUCCCAGCACACCAUCCAGUCUCUGGCAGAGAACGACCAGUACCUCUUCAGGCUUCGAGCCACCAACAGCAGGGGACCUAGCGAGCCCAUGGACACCGUCACUCCUGUCACCAUCCAGGACAUCAAGGUGAUGCCCAAGAUAGACAUGACCAACAUCCCUCAGAAGAUUGUCCAUGUGCACCGCGGCAAACCCAUCGACCUUAACAUCCCCAUCAAGGCCAAACCGCAGCCUGUCUGCUCCUGGUUCUUUGGUGGUGUCAAACUGAAGGACAGCCUUGACCGCAUUAAGAUUGACAGCAAUGGAAAAUACUCCCACCUCGUGAUUCGCGAGACCACCAUCAACGACACAGGAAACUACACGCUUGAGGUGAAGAACGCCAUCGGCAUGGCCACAGAGGUCAUCAAGGUCAUCAUCCUCGACAAACCUGGCAUCCCAGUGGGUCCAGUGAAGAUUGAGGAGAAUGACGGUGUGUCAGUGACAGUCAGCUGGGAACCUCCAGAGAAGGACGGUGGUGCCAACGUUAGCGGCUACGUGGUGGAGCAGCGUGAUGCCCACAGGCCAGGAUGGAUCACCAUCUCUGAGUCAGUGACCCGACCCUGUUUCAAGUUCACCAGACUUACGGAGGGAACUGAGUAUGUGUUCCGCGUUGCUGCCAUGAAUCGCUUCGGUGUUGGCGGCUUCCUGCAGUCUGAGGUGGUGGAGUGCAAGAGCCCGAAGACCAUCCCUGGACCUCCAAGCAAGCCAGAGGUGCUUGAUGUCACCCAUGAGGGCAUGACUCUGACCUGGCAACCACCUGCGGACAACGGUGGCUCUACCAUUGCUGGCUACAUCAUUGAACGUAAGGAGGCCCAUUCUGACAGGUGGUUGAGGAUCAACAAGAACCCUGUCACAAUGACCAGAUACCGCUCCUCUGGCCUGAUAGAGGGGCUGGAGUACGAACACCGUAUCACCGCCAUCAACUCUAGAGGAGCCAGCAAACCCAGCGAAAGCUCUGCCAUCACUGUCGCCAUGGAUCCCAUCGAGCCUCCAGGUCCUCCAGUCGAGGCCAGAGUUACAGACACCACCAGGACUUCAGUGUCUCUGGCCUGGCUGCCGCCUGAAGAGGAGGGUGGUUCUAUCGUUACUGGCUACCUGAUCGAGAUGCAGAAGGUGGACCAGGUGGAAUGGACCCUCUGCAACACGACGCCCACCAAGAUGUGCGAGUACACCCUCACACACAUGCCCCAGGGUGCUGAGUACAAGUUCAGGGUCAUCGCCUGCAAUGCUGGCGGUUCUGGAGAGCCCGCUGAGAUUCCUGGAGUGGUUAAGGUCCAGGAGAUGCUUGAUUAUCCCGACUACGAGCUUGAUCGUAAAUACGAGGAGGGCUACGUGGUGCGGCAGGGUGGAGUUGUCCAUCUGUCUGUGCCUAUCAAAGGUAAACCCAUCCCUACAUGCAAGUGGACCAAGGAUGGUCGUGACAUCUCUCACCGGGCCAUGAUUGCCACCCAUGAUGACAUCACUGAGCUGGUCAUCAAAGAGGCACACAAAGAUGACACCGGUACCUACGACCUGGUGCUGGAGAACAAAUGUGGCAGGAAGGCUGUGUACAUCAAGGUGAAGGUUAUUGGGCGCCCUGACGCCCCGGAAGGCCCUCUGGAGUUUGACGACAUUCAGGCCAGAUCAGUGCGGGUCAGCUGGAGGACACCAUCAGAUGAUGGCGGCUCUGACGUUCUGGGAUACAUCGUUGAGAGGCGGGAGGUACCCAAGGCUGCCUGGUAUACAGUCGACUCCAGGGUGACCGAAACCUCUCUGGUGGUGAAGGGUCUGAAGGAGAACGUGCAGUACCACUUCAGGAUUUCUGCUGAGAACCAGUUUGGUGUCAGCAGAUCUCUCAAGUCUGAUGAAGCUGUCACACCGAAAACACCACUUUGCGCCCCAGAACCUCCAAGCAACCCACCAGAGAUCAUGGAUAUUACCAAGACCACAGUGUCUCUGUCCUGGGCCCGGCCCCGGGAUGACGGAGGCUCCCGCGUUACAGGAUACUACGUGGAAAGGAGAGAGGUGUCGACAGAGAAGUGGGUUCGACACAACAAGACUCACAUCACUACCACCAUGUACAAUGUCACUGGUCUCAUCCCCGAUGCAGAGUACAUGUUCAGAGUGGUGGCUCAGAACGACAUUGGGCAGAGCGAGCCUGGUCCUGUUUCAGAGUCUGUGGUCUGCAAAGAUCCAUUUGACAAACCCAGCCAACCAGGAGAGAUCGACAUCAUCUCCAUCACCAAGGACUGUAUCACCAUCCACUGGCUCAGGCCAGAGCAUGACGGCGGCAAGGAGAUUCUGGGCUACUGGAUUGAGUUCAGGCAGGCUGGAGAAAGUGCCUGGAAGAAAUGCAACAAGGAGCGCUCCAAGGAUCGUCAGUUCACCAUGGGCGGCUUGAUGGAGGCAACUGAGUACGAGUUUAGAGUCUUCGCCGAGAAUGAGACUGGACUCAGCCGACCUCGCCGCACACCCAUGGGCAUCAAGACCAAACUGAGUGUUGGUGAGGCUCCGGCUUUGAAGGAAGAGAUCCAAGAUGUAACCACCAAGCUUGGCGAGUCCGGUACCCUCACCUGUGGCAUCAUUGGCAGACCUCUGCCUGAGAUCAAGUGGUACCGCUACGGCAAGGAACUGAUCCAGAGCCGUAAGUACAAAAUGAGCUCAGAUGGCCGGAACCACUCCCUCAGCAUCCUGACAGACGAACAGGAAGACGAGGGCUUGUACACCUGCAGGGCCAUCAAUGAAGCUGGAGAGAUCGAGACCAGUGGCAAACUGCGUCUGCAGGCAGCACCACAGUUCCACCCCGGCUUCCCUCUGAAGGAAAAGUACUACGCCGGAGCUGGCACCAGCCUCCGCCUCCAUGUCGUCUACAUCGGACGUCCCAUCCCACAGAUCAUGUGGUUCUAUGGCAAGAAGCCGCUGAACGCAUCCGAGAAUGUUAUUAUUGAAAACACUGAAAGCUACACCCACCUUGUGGUGAGGAACGCUCAGAGGAAGACCAAUGCUGGCCGUUACAAGGUGCAGCUCAGCAAUGUGUAUGGAACCAUCGACACCGUGCUUCGAGUUGAAAUCCAAGAUAAACCAUGCAUCCCUGAGGGCCCUGUUAUUAUUGAAGCUUUGCUGAAGAGCUCAGUAAUCAUUAGCUGGAAGGUGCCUAAGGACGACGGAGGCUCCAUGAUUACUAACUACAUCGUGGAGAAACGUGAGGCCAAAGAAGGCGAGCAGUGGCAGCUGGUGUCCUCCUCCAUCUCUGGCACCACUUGCCGUGUUCCCAACCUGAUCGAGAACGCUGGCUACUACUUCAGAGUCUCUGCCCAGAACCAGUAUGGAGUCAGUGAGUCUCUGGAGAUCCCAUCAGUUGUCAUCAUCAAGAGUCCAUUUGAAAAACCUGGCAUUCCACAACAGCCCUUCAUUAUCAGCUCGACCAAGGACUCCUGCGUCGUCUGCUGGAAACCUCCAAGCAGCGACGGCGGAGCUAAAAUCACCGCCUACUACCUGGAGAAACGUGAGAAGAAGCAGAACAAGUGGAUGUCAGUAACCAGUAAGAAGAUUGUGGAGACCAGCUUUGAGGUCACGGCCUUGAUCGAGGGCUUCGAGUAUGAGUUCCGUGUCAAGUGUGAGAACAUGGGUGGUGAGAGCGACUGGAGUGAGAUUUCAGCGCCUAUCAUCCCCAAGUCCGACCAGGCUCCUCGGGCUCCCGCGUUCAGGGAGGAGAUCAGGGAUAUGAUUGUCAAAUACCACGCCAAUGCCACGUUUGUCACCAAGGUGGUGGGACAUCCCAAGCCUUUGGUGAAAUGGUACCGCAGUGGAAAGGAGAUCCAGGCAGAUGGCACCAAGAUCAAAGCCUUGGAGUUCAAGGGAGGCUACUACCAGCUGGUCAUCACUGCUGCUGAUGAGAAUGAUGCAACAGUUUACCAAGUUAGAGCAACCAACUCCUCAGGAUCCAUCUCUACAACAGCCAACCUAGAGGUGGAAGUUCCUGCUAAGAUCCACCUGCCAUUGGAGCUCCAGGGAAUGGGAGCAGUCCAUGCUGUCCGUGGUGAUCACAUCACCAUCAAGAUCCCCAUCUCUGGCAAGCCUGAGCCAGCAGUCAUUUGGCAGAAGGGUCAGGAGAUCCUCUCCAACUCUCCUUAUUACCAAGUCAUCACCACCAGAUCUUUCACUUCCCUGGUGUUCCAGAAGGGAGUGGAGAGGAGAGAUACUGGCUACUACAUCAUUACUGCAAAGAACAGGUUCGGAACGGACAAGCAAACCAUUGAGGUGAACAUUGCCGACAUACCUGAUCCUCCAAAGGCAUUGGCUGUCAGUGACAUUGCUCGGGACUCCAUCACCUUGACCUGGGAGCCCCCUGCCAAUGACGGUGGAAGUGACAUCAUAAGCUACAUCGUGGAGAAGUGUCCCACCACUGCUGACAGGUGGAUCCGUGCAGGACAGACCACUGACUGCAGCAUUACCAUCAUCAACAUAUUCGGAAAGACCAAGUACCAGUUCCGCGUCAUUGCGGAAAACCAGUUUGGCCUGAGCCAUCCUUCUCAGCCAACUGAGCCCAUCACCACAAAGGAAGACAAGUCUGUGAUUAGGAACUAUGACGAGGAAGUGGAUGAGGCCAGGGAAGUCACCAAAGAGGAGGCUCUGUUCUACAAGGUAAAGGAGCUGUCCUCCAAGUACAUCAUCUCUGAGGAACUCGCUCGUUGCCAGUUUGGAGUUGUCCACCGCUGUACGGAGAUUGCCACAAAGAAGACCUUCAUGGCCAAGUUCAUCAGGGUCAAAGGAACUGAUCGUGAACUGGUUCUCAGAGAAAUUGAAGCCCUGAAUGUAGCAAGGCACAAGAACAUCAUCUAUCUACAUGAAUACUUUGAAAGCAUGGAGGAGAUCAUCCUUAUCUUUGAAUUCAUUUCUGGAGUUGACAUCUUUGAGCGCCUAGGCACCAGCAACUUCGAGCUCACAGAGCAGGAGAUUGUUCGCUACCUGAGACAAGUCUGCUCUGCCCUCAAGUUCUUGCAUAGCCACAACUUUGCUCACUUUGAUAUCCGCCCAGACAACAUUGUCUACACCACAAGAAAAAGCACCAUCAUCAAGAUAAUUGAGAUGGGCCAGUGUAGGCUGCUGGUGCCAGGAGAAAACAUUAGGAUGCCGUUCUCUGCUCCGGAGUACUGCGCCCCUGAGAUCCACCGUCACGACCUGGUCACAACAGCCACUGAUAUGUGGUCUGUUGGUGUAAUGGCCUAUGUUUUGCUCAGUGGCCUUAAUCCGUUUGCUGCAGAGUCCACUACAAAGAUGAUUGAGAACAUCUCCAGCUGUGAGUACAUCUUUGACAGUGAAGCAUUUAAUGACAUCAGCCUGGAGGCUAUGGACUUUGUGGACAGACUUUUAGUCAAGGACAGGAAGCUCCGUAUGACAGCCCACGAAGCUCUCGAGCAUCCAUGGCUCAAGAUGAAGAUCGAGAAUGUCAACAACAAGACCAUCAGGACACUGAGACACAGAAGGUACUACCAGACCCUGGUGAAGAGAGUAGAUACCAUUGUAUCAUCAGCUCGUGUGGCCUAUGGUGGCGCCUUCAAGAACCAGAGAGGAUUGGCUGUUGGUAAAGUGAAGAUUGGAACAGAAUACCGUGGUCUCCGCACUGGUCCAGUCAUGCAUGGCUCAGCUGAAGAAGGUGGCCAUGCCAGAUUUACCUGCAGUAUCACCAACUUUGACAAGAGUACUCAGGUGACAUGGUACCAUGGCAACCGUCAGCUACAUGCAAGCACUAAGUAUGAAAUCUCUUACAGCAAUGGUUUUGCUAGCAUCUACGUAAAGGACAUUGAAGAGAGUGACGAUGGUGUGUACAGAUGCAAGGUGGUGAGUGAUGAUGGAGAGGACAGUGCUUACGGAGAGCUCUUUGUUGAGACAGUGAGGAGCAUCAGAGAGUACUACAUCAGCCGCUCUGUCAAGAAACUGAGGAGAAGAGUUGACAAGACAAAACUCCUACAGAGACCGCCAGAGUUCACUUUGCCUCUCUACAAUCGCACUGCCUACAUUGGAGAAGAUGUGCGCUUUGGUGUCACCAUUACUGUGCACCCGGAGCCUCAUGUCACAUGGCUGAAGAAUGGCGAGAGAAUCAAACCAGGUGAAGAUGACACCAAGUACACGUUCACAAGCGAUAAGGGUCUGUACCAGCUGAUGAUCCACAACGUGGAUAAAAAUGAUGAUGCUGAAUACACCGUCAUGGCCCACAACAAGUUUGGAGAAGACAGCUGCAAGGCCCGUCUCACUGUGACACCUCAUCCUGUAACCGAGGAAACUAUGAGGCCCAUGUUCAAGCGUCUGCUGGCUAAUGUUGAUUGCGUUGAGGGACAUAGCGUCCGCUUUGAGCUCAGAGUCUCAGGAAUCCCAACUCCUACUCUGAAAUGGGAAAAAGAUGGUCAUGCGCUGCAGUUUGGUCCCAAGGUGGUUGUCAUACAGGAGGACAUUGACUACCAUGUCCUGCACAUCAGAGAUACUCUGCUCGAGGACUCUGGUGUGUACAAGGUUACAGCAACCAACUCCGCUGGCUCUGCAAGCUGCCAGGCUACACUUAAGGUGGACCGCCUCACCUACACCAGGAGAGAGUACAAGAGCGAGGAGGAGAAAUACAAACACAUACAGAAACAAAUUGAAAAGACCAACAAGAUGGCCAUGAAAAUUGCUGCCACCGAGGAACUUGUACCUUUCAACCCCACAGCCCAGGAGGCACUCAGUUAUGCUGCAGAGAUGUACAAGCCUGCAGUGAGCACUAAGAACGUUGAAGGCGAGUUCGACAUCACAGUGGAGAAGUCUGAAACUAAGAAGCUGGAGGAGGAGAGGAGGAUCUUCAUGCCGUAUGAAAUCCCUGAGCCUGUGACUCAUGAUCCCAAAGCUCUGGAUGAGGACAAAGCUAUUAAACAAUUUGUGCCUCUCUCUGACAUGAAGUGGUACAGGAAACUGAGAGACCAGUAUGAGAUUCCAGAGAGGAUGGAGAGGAUUGUGCAGAAGAGGCAGAGGCGUAUACGCCUUUCUAGGUGGGAGCAGUUCUACGUCAUGCCCCUCCCAAGAAUCACCGACCAGUACAGGCCAAGAUGGCGUAUUCCAAAACUCACUCUGGAUGACUUGGAGACUGUCAGACCUGCUCGCCGUUCACCUUCUCUUGAAUCUGAAGUCUCCUUCAGAUCAAGAAGAAGAUCUCUGGGAGACCUCAGCGACGAGGAGCUGCUGAUGCCCGUGGACGACUAUCUUUCCAUGAGGAGAACAGAGGAAGAGAAGAUGAUGCUGGAGGAUGAACUGGAGCUCGGCUUUUCUGCCUCACCUACUGGCAGCCCUGUUCGUGUUGAGCGACGUGCCGUUGAACGUGAAGAGAGGAGGCAGGAGGUCAGGCACGAGGCUGCCGAGAUUACUGAGACAAAGAAGAAACGCACUGUUUCACAAUAUAUGAGGAGGAGAAGGUCACUUUCUCCCACAUACAUUGAACUCAUGCGUCCAGUCUCAGAGCUGAUCAGACCAUCACGCGCCAUGCCUGUGGAAACAGAGGGAGAGAUUGUGGGAAGGAGGUCCCCUACCCCCGAGAGGACCCGUCCCCGCUCUCCCAGCCCCAUCAGGUCCGUUGAGAGAUCAUCGCGCUCUUCCUCGAGGUUUGAGCGGUCUGCCCGCUUCGACAUCAUGUCUCGCUACGAGGCCAGAAAGGCUGCUCUGAAGGCAGAGAGGAAAUAUCAGGUGGUUAGCCAGACACCCUUCAGCCUGGACCAUGCUCCCCGUGUGACAAUCAGGAUGCGCUCUCAUCGCAUCCCAAUUGGCCAAGACACAAAAUUCACCCUGAACAUCCAAAGCAAGCCAGAGGCCGAGGUCAGGUGGUUCCACAAUGGAAACGCGAUCUCUGAAAGCAGUGAGAAAUACAUCUUCACCAACAUGAGUGGUGUUUUGUCCAUCACUAUCCUGGACUGCCAGGAGGAGGACAGUGGCACUUACCGCUGUGAAUGCUCCAACUCUAAGGGAGAAGCUUCUGACUAUGCCACCCUUGAUGUGUCAGGUGGUGGCUACACUACCUUCGCCUCUCGCCGCAGGGAUGAGGAUGCUCCCAAAGGACACGUCCCUGAAAUGCUUCGCAUUGACCAUUAUCACACCACCCACUUUAAAGCUGGCUAUGCUUCUGAGAGCCACUUUGCAGUGGAAGAGAGCAAGUCUAAGCUAACGGAGACACAUGAGGUUGUCACACGGGAAAGGUAUGCUCCCUCCUCUGCUGAGAGGUACUCCUCUGCUGAGAGAUACUCCUCUGCUGAGAGGUACUCUUCUGCUGAGAGGUAUGAUUCAUCCAUCAAGUUUGCCUCCGCUGAAUACCUGUCAUCUGAUUCCUCCUACUCAUCUGAAAAGUUCUCUCUGACUGGCAAACACACCACGUCUGAAUCUAAACUGAAGUCAUCUUCAGCUGCUGUUUCUGAGGAAGUUGCUGUCACCAAGGUGAAGCCUUCUCUUCCUGCCAGAAUCCUCACCAAGCCCCAGUCUAUGACAGUUUCAGAGGGGGGGACCGCCAGAUUCUCCUGUGAUAUCGAUGGGGAGCCUGCAUCCACUGUAACAUGGAUGCACGAGAGCAGAACCAUCGUCUCGUCUCACCGCAUCCACGUCACCACCACCCAGUACAAGUCCAGCCUGGAGAUCUCCUCUGUGAUGGCCUCCGAUGAGGGCAGUUACACGGUGGUGGUAGAGAACUCAGCAGGCAGACAGGAGGCUCACUUCACCUUGACCAUCCGCAAAGCAGCUCCUAAAGAGGAGGUCAAGGCUGUCAAAUCCCCUGAGCCAUCUGUAAAGUCACCCACUCCCAGUGUGAAGUCACCAGAGCCUUCAGUCACAUCACCUGCUCCUUCAGUAACUUCUUCUGUCCCCAGUGUCAAGUCCCCCGAGCCUUCGGUUAAAUCACCCACUCCAAGCGUGAAAUCUCCUGAACCAACGUCUCCUGCUCCGGGUGUGAAGUCACCAGCACCUGGUGUGAAGUCACCGACGCCAGGUGUGAAGUCACCAGCGCCGGGUGUGAAGUCACCAACGUCGGGUAUGAAGUCACCAACGCUGGGUAUGAAAUCUCCUGAACCAGAGGGAAUUAAAUCUCCAAGGAGCAUCAAGUCUCCUGAGCCAGCUGCACCCUCUCCAGCACCAGGCAUAAAAUCACCAGCUCCAGGUGUCAAAUCUCCUGAACCUGAGGGAAUCAGGUCACCACGGGGUAUAAAAUCACCUGAACCCAAGGUCAAGUCACCACCACCACCACUCAAGACUCCGGAGAGUGUGAAGUCACCCGAACCUGAGGAAAUCAAAUCACCCCGUGGCAUCAAAUCUCCAGAACCCGCAGGACUCAAAUCACUUAGAGGUGUCAAAUCUCCAGAACCUGCAGGAAUCAAAACGCCAAAGGGAAUCAAGUCCCCAGAACCCGCAGGCAUCAAAUCACCAAGGGCCUUGAAGUCCCCCGAGCCCGAAGGAAUCAAAUCACCUCCUAGGAUGAAGUCUCCUCCUCCUAUCAUGUCCCCCAAGAGGGUUGUGUCUCCACCGACUGUCAAAUCCCCAAUCCCGAAACCUCCUAAAGUCCUGAGUCAGCUUAAAGCCGAGGCCAGUGAAGGCUCGGUGAGGAUGUCCUGUGUCUGUGAGAGCAGCGUCAGGGAGGUGGUGUGGUACGUCAAUGGAAGGAGGCUCUUGCAGAGCAGUCGCUUUGAGAUGCACUACUCUGAGGGCUCCUGCAGCCUUCUCAUCCAUGAUUUGGCAGACAGCGAUCAGGGAGAGUACAUCUGUGAGAUGACAUCAGAGGGAGGGGUAUCCAAAUCCUCCUUCUCCUUCACCGGACAGGUGUUCCAGUCCAUACGCAUGAAGGUCACGGCCUACCGCGAGCAGCAACUGGCACUUAAAGGAUCCAUGAAGAUGAGUCACAAGGAGUCGUCAUCGUCUGUGAGCUCAUCCAUGAUGAUGAAGAAAGAAAUGCACAUGAUGGAGGAGUCCUCGUCUUUCUCUUCCUCCGCCCAGCAGGCAAUGAUGUCAUCCAUGAUGGAGUCCAGCUCCUUCAGCAGCAUGGCAGCUGAGAUGAAGUUUGAGACCAUGUCCAUGUCCAGCAUGUCCUCCGUGGCAUCUGAAACAUACGCCAUGAGCUCCAGCAGUCUGGCGGAGAUGUCGUCCCACAUGGAGGGGUCCUCAUUCAGAGCCAUUGGUUCUGCUCCAAGGAUUGAGGCUCUGCCAGAAGACAUCAGCAUCGAGCCGGGCAAAAUCCUGACAGUCACAUGUGCCUUUUCUGGUGACGCAAAACACAUCGAGUGGUCCCGCAGCGGCAGAACCAUCGAGGUGACUGCUGGCGGACGCUUCCACAUCGACACUACAGAGGACCUUACCACCCUCAUCAUCACCGGGGUGAAGGAGGAAGACGCUGGAACCUACACCCUGAAGCUGUCUAACGAGCUCGGAUCCGACACAGCGACUGUUCACAUUAGCAUUCGAUCAGCGUAAAAAACACAAAACAAAAAAAAAAAUCUAAUCUUUCACUCUUCCCCUCUUCCCUACUUCCAUGCCUUUUUAUUUAAUUAUUGAGCGAAAUAAUCGACUUGAUCAAGAUCUGGAUUUCUGUUCUUGUAAAUAUGAACUAUUUUUGUACCAAUCUUGACAUUAAUUUAUGCCAAACUAGACUAAAGUCUAAAGUUGUUAUAAAAUGUGCCAUAUUGGAUAACUAUGACUUAGGAUUUUUGAACCACUUUUCUGUGACAUGUACAUAAUGUAUAUAGCCGAAUUUAACGGUUAUGGGAAAUGUAUGCAUUGUUAUUUAUGACAAUAAUAUUAACUGAAACAAAAUGAAACUAAAUGUGGUUUAACAGGAGAAAGUUCCAGUAGGAACGAAUACCCUGUUAAACUGAGAAACUAAACUCUGUGCCUCAACGAUAAGUUGAAGUCUAAGAUUGCCUCAGCAGGUAGAGAGGCUCCCUGUUGAUGUUAACUCAAUCAGAGACAAAACUAUGAACGCACCGCGGUGCAUUGUAACCAGAGCUUGAGAUCCUGAGUGCUGUUUGCAGUUACCCUCAUGUAAGCAGGACGACUGGACCUCGUGCUCCGACUGAUUAUGUCAUACCGCCAUUUCGAUGACAUGCUCACAGUGCGAGCGGCCUGCACUCCCUGAGCACAAGCGUUUCUUUUUGUUUUGUGCUCCGCUUCUGGCAAGCGACCACUCGCACGGACUCUUCAGUCGUUCCAUCAACCUGGCCAAUCACAUAAAACUAGAGUCCAUCCUGUGCUUGUUUGCAGAGGCAGAGCUGUCUCUUGGAGGUCUGCAGUGUGUUUGUGUGUUAGUUUUUAGAAGUUCACCUGUCAGUCAAGCUGGGCGCCCCCAAGCAGCUGAAAGCAACUGUCACUGGGAUCAUCAAGGACGGAGAGAAGUGUGGUCUUGCGAGUCGCCUUGCACUUUGGUUUGAUUGAAGUUAGCUGUAGCGUUGACUAUUUUCGCAGCCUCCUUGAGCUUUUCUCCAAUUAUUGAUUUAAUAAAGCAUGAUUAUCAGCACUA